UGACGUAAGUCAUAAGGAGAAAAGAAUCCAUGUUUACCUGAGUCUAAAAGAAGGACCAAAAAAAUAUGUCACGACAGACCCCGCCCAAGGGUGAGAAUCCUAAACCGGCAGGUAGUCCGCGAACACCACGUGGAGGCCGGCUAAGAGACCGUGUAAACUUUUUUGAAAAUAUUUGGUCUCAGGGACGUAGUGCUAGCACAGAAGACCUUGUUGACCGUUCACCAUCACCGAUACCACGUAGAUCAUCAUCGCGAACUAGUGACAGCUCUUUUGAAGAGUCCUUUGAGCGAGUGGUUGAAGAGGGCGAAUUAAAUGGCGCCAAGGUGGUUAAAUUUGAAAAAAUAACCGUAAGAAAAAGUGUCAAGGAGAUUGUUUCGACGAGAUCGGGACUUUCUGAGGCCAGCAGGACACCUAGUGAAGAACAUGCACUGGAUUCGGCUUAUCAGAGCCAUGGAAUGCAGGGAAGCAAAUCAAGCUCUGUUAUGUCCUUUACUAAAUUUCCAUCUGAAGAAAAUUUGUCGAGAGACAGCCUUCAGACUGCCGAAACUGAUGAAAAAGUUUCUAGUGAGUGGUACACUGAGUAUCGGAAUCAAAGCUUCCAGAAUGUGUCAUCCAAAAUAGAAUAUGUAAGGAGUCGUAGUGAAUAUGAUGCUCAUAUUGUGGAAAUUAAAGAUGAACAAGAACGUGUACAGAAGAAGACCUUCGUUAAUUGGAUCAAUUCAUACCUAUCAAAGCGAGUCCCGCCUCUUCGCGUUGACGAUUUAAUUGAAGACUUGAAAGACGGUACUCGUUUACUUGCCUUACUGGAAGUUUUAUCUGGAGAAAAAUUGCCGGUAGAAAGAGGUAGAAAUUUAAAGAGACCCCAUUUUUUAAGUAAUGCCAAUACUGCUCUUCAAUUUUUACAAAGCAAAAAAAUCAAAUUAGUGAACAUUAACUCAUCAGAUUUAGUCGACGGACGACCUCCAGUUGUUUUAGGUCUGAUUUGGACAAUAAUUUUAUACUUCCAGAUUGAAGAGAACACAAGAGCACUAGAGUACCUUGGGCAAACCUGGGGAAGUCAGAGUAGUCUUGAGAGCUUGGGUACUCAAAGCUCGGCAGCUAGUGAGCGCAAACGGUUGAGCAGCGAAAAAUGGAAGCAAGGAGCAAGAAAAACUUUGUUACAAUGGGUUACAAAUGCUUUGCCAAAGGAAUCGGAAAUUCAAGUCCGUGAUUUCGGUGAAAGUUGGAGAGACGGUAAUGCUUUCUUGGCAGUGAUAGACGCAAUAAAACGGAAUCUUGUAAACAUAGCAGCUAUGAGAGCAGCGUCAAAUCGCGCGCGUCUAGAAACGGCCUUCGAAGUAGCGGAAGUUGAACUAGGAAUAGCUCGUCUGCUUGAUCCUGAAGACGUCGACGUUCCACAGCCUGAUGAAAAAUCAAUCAUGACAUACGUGGCACAAUUUUUGCACAAAUAUCCAGAGCCCAAGUCAGCUGCAGGCGACUCGUUUACGGCAGUUCAACAGGAAUAUGAUUCCUUGCUCGCGUGGUUGGUGAACCAAACUCGCGGGCUCGACCAAAUGGACCGAACGCACACUUUUUCGUCAAAUUACUCAGAUUACUCAGCAGCACGGGCCGAAGCAGAUGAAAAAUCUUUUACCUAUCGCAAGCUACAGAAUCUUGUGGAUACUUCGAGUAUGAUAACAAUAACGCAGGAUUCAUGGAGGGAAAUUCAAGAAUUAUGGUCAAGAAUGGAAUAUUUGUUGUUGAAAUGGCUGUGGCUGCUGGAUUCAUCAUUACCAGGGGAAAUUGGUGAAGCUGGACGUUGGUUAGCUUUAGCCGAAUCACUUCUUAACUCAGACAAUGAUAUUCCUGAAGAAAUGAACGAACAGACUGCUGGAAUUAUUUCAAACAAAUUAGAAGAUCAUAAAAAGUUUUUCCUCGAUUUGCCUGAUCAACUUGAUAAAUUUAAUCGCCUCAAAAUGUCCAGUCUUGCAAGACAAGUACCUCAAGUGCAAUUAGACAACAUGACAGCGCGUUUUGAUUCUUUAGGCGACCGGGCGGCCAAACGGCGGAUAAAAUUGAAGUUUUUGGAACACAAGUGCUGUUUAGUUGCCUUUAUUUAUCUGGUGGAGACAAAACUUAAAACCUGGGGCGUUAAGUAUGGAAGCGAAGAGGAAGUACAAUCAAUGCUUGAACAAUAUCGUAACUUUGUAUCGCGUAAUAGAAUAUUCCAAGAAUUUCAAAAAGCUUAUCUGGAUAUGCAACAGGUGGCUGAUGAAUACAAACGUGAGGGAGGUAUUGAUCGUGAUGAAAGUUUGAACAUCGAUAAAUUCAUGCGGGAAACAAAUGACAAAUGGAAAAAUGUAUCAAUGGAUUUGCGCUGUGUCCAGAGUAUGCUAGAAGAAGUGAUGGCUUACUGGCGCCGAUGGAACACGAUUGCUGAUGAAUUUUCUAGCUGGUUGAUUCAGGCAGAAGCUGCGGUGAACUUUCCCGAUGAAGAAAAAAUGGAAUUUUUUCAAAAUAUCAGCGUUUGGAAAGACAAACAUCAACAAUUAUCGGACACUGUUAGUUUUCUAAUAGCGACGACGACUGAGGUUGUGGCUCUGCAUUUACGUGACCGUUAUACCGAAUUGACAAAUCGCUGGGAGCGGACUUUCGCGGAAGCUAAACAGUACAUGCAUGCUGGUGAUUUAGUGAGAAAUCGUAAGGAUUAUCGUACGGGUGUUGAUACUUUACAAAAAUGGUUGAGAAAUGCUGAGAGCGUAUUGUCAACGUCACAGUUGACGUCAACUGAAAAGAUAAAAGCUUAUGGUGAACAGCUACAAGUAUUAAACAGCGAAUUUGAAAGCAUUGAAGAAUUGUUUAAGAGCAUAAGCAAGAAGUUUCAAACGUUGUUGCAAGAUUUGCCGCGAGAUGAAGUUGACAAGAUGAUGAAUACGUUGAAAAAAGAAAAAGAAGCUUUGGUUAAAGUACGAGCACUUAUACCGAUGCAAUUGCAUUUGUAUCAUCAGUUGUUGGUGCAGCAGGAGUCUUUGGAAGCGGGCCAACGGGAAAUAAGCGGAUGGUUGGAUGAAGCGGAGGCUCUACUGUCAAGUUUGAAUUUUUCCGGAGGCAGAGAUGCAGUUCUAGGUCAAUUGGAACGUCAUAAGGCAUUUUUCUCACGUACUUUGUAUUACAAAUCGAUGCUUGAGUCUAAGAAUAAGGUCUUUUCGAGUAUUGUAAAGUCGGUUGACGCCCACGCCAAUCCCGAGACUGCUGAAGGAGGCGCAGAGUUACGGGCGCUUAAUGAACGAUUCAAUCGAGUUGUUCAGACUGCUCAGAUUUGCGAGCAACGUCUGCAGGAGGCCGUACGCUGCUGGACUAAAUUCAAAGAGUGCGAGAGACAGAUGAUCGAGUGGCUGACUGCCGCGGAAAAUUUAAUCAGCGACAAGCGCAUUGACAACCGACAAUCGGUCGACAAUCACAAGAGUUUCUUUAGCAAAGUCAACGAACGGUUAAUUCAGGAUUUGAUAAAUGCUGGACAAGAUCUACGUAACACGCUCCCUGUCGAACAGCAAACGCCGAUUAUUGAGACAGUUGAUGCACUUCAGCAGCGUUGGAAAGACGUUAUGGCUUUUGCUCCGUUGCAUCUUAUGAGACUUGAGUUUAGAUUGGACGAGGCUGCUUUUAUGCAGUAUCUUAAAGAAAUAGAAGCUGAAGUUAAUAGCGAACAGCAGUCACUGAUUAAGAAUGAAGAUGUUGAGAGUAUUAUUCAGCGUAAUAAAGAUUUUUUUGUCAAUCAAGGGAUUGUUGUUAAUGUAGAACGCUGCUUGCAGACAUUGAAAAAAAUAAGUUAUGCUUAUUCGCAAUUGAAACCUAAUGAUACUAGUCUUCAGGAGGCUGUCGCUCAUGCUGAACAGUUGUGGGAAGAUUCCGCACAGAGGGUGGAAAUUAUUCGGGAACAGCUUCGUCAAGUACCUGAACAAUGGGCCGAGUAUAGAAAGAGAUACGAUGAAAUGGUACGAUGGAUGGAUCAAGUUGACAGUACUCUAAGGACAAUCUUAAAAGAAGUAAAUAGUCUUGAAGAAUUUGAAAAAGAAAAAUCAAUCUUUCAGAUGAAAGUUCUAACGAAAGUGUGCCAUGAAGCUGAUGGUAAAAGAGAACACAUGAAGUGGCUAGUGCAGACAUUGGACAGUUUGACAACCAACCGAUCGGAUCGGGAAGCGAUUACCGAGCAACAUCAAUUGGAAAUGCUGAUAACGCGUUACAAAAAUUUGAUACCGACUAUUGAAAUCACGAUGACCAAAACUGAUAUUUAUACGAAGAGUUAUACCUACAGAAAGGAAGUACGUGAAGUUUGUACGCUGUUGAGAAAAGUCAAAGAGCAAAAUACUGUGGAAUCUUCAACUCAGAUCCCGGAAAAUCUUAAAGAUGCGGUAGUACAUCAGGAAACACGGUUGAGUCAUCUUGAGCAACAGAGAGCUAAUAUUGUGAGCAUGUUGCAGCGGGGAAAAGAUUUACUUAAAGAUCAACACGCGCCUCCGUUUGUUUCUUCGGAAAUUCAGCAGCUUGAGAGCAACUGGAAUGAAACUUAUGGCCAGAGUAUUGAGACACUAAAGUCGUUGAAGACUUUCCAGAAACUGUGGCAGAGUUAUCAGGAACAGAAAGAAGAAGUUAUCAAAUUGGUUAAUAGUGCUAAUGAGGAGAUGCAAAAAAUUAAAACGACUACUUAUUACGAUGCAAGUCAAGUGUCUUCUGAUUUACGGGCGAAACAAGAAUUGAGCUCUAAUUUGAAAAAAUCAUCUGAAGAAAUGAUGUCAAAGUUGCGUGAGACUACAAAUCAACUUACAGACAUGAUGCCUAGUGAUAAACGUUUGAUAAUACACGAGGAAAUAACGCAGAUUGAAGAAACUCUGGUGAAAACAAUUGAGACAGUGGAGAAACGUGUAAUUUAUUUGACCGAACACAGCAAUAGAUGGUCGAAAUUUCAGUCUGAAGUUGGUGAAUUGAGAAACUGGGCUCAGCAGAGCGCACCUCAGGCUAUCGUUAACAUCCAAGACUUGUCAACUUCGCCAGAAGAUCGAUUGAGAAAAACGGAAACGCUUCAAAAGCAGAUUGCCGAGAAAAUAAAAGCUAUGGAAUCUUUGGAAAAGGAAUCACGGCAGCUUGUAAAAGAUGACAAAGCCAAUGAAGCUAAAGCAUUGAGAGGACAGAUCAGUAACUUGCAGAGUGUAAUUGACGCUCUGAACAAAGACAUCGCAGGACAACGUGUAGCAGCAACGGAAAACUUAGCUACUUGGAAAAAAUACGAGGUGGGUAUUCAGAAAGUUAAGCCUUGGGUUGAACAAGCAGAGACUCAGGCAGCUUCUAUUGGCACUAAACCAUCUACAUUAGCCCAAGCUACGGAAAUGCUUCACGUGGCACGAUCUUUUGAGAAACAGUGUGAAGAACAUUUGCCCCGUGUUCAGGAGCUGUCGCAUGUAAGCCAACAAAUUACAGGAAGAACUGCCGCGCCUGAUGAAGUUGAUGCUGUUUACACGAGAUGGAACGCCGUUCAUGACGUCUCUAUACAUACGGUUACAAAAUUAGACAAAUUGGUGUCCUCGUGGAAGUCUUUUGAAAAUGAAGCUGAAGAAUUUAAUCGCUGGCUAGAUCAAAGCGAGAAGGCGUGUCAAGCAGAACCAAAUUAUCAGACUCCAGAGGCGAGUAAACUUGAGCAAGAUUUGAAUCAUCUUAAGGAACUUAAUAAAGUUAUUUCUGAUAGACAAGCGCAAUUGAUAUCUCUGACUCAAGUUUCUGAUCAUGUUAGUCACGGUUUGUCAAUUGAAGGCGCAACCCAUUUAAAGGGACGAGUCGCUGAAAUGAAAACUCGUGUCGGCAGGCUUGCAGACACGGUAAGACAUCAUAUAAAUCUGGUGUCUGAUGCUUUAUUAGCAAGACAAGAGUUUCAAAUAAAAAUAUCAGACUUUGAAAACUGGAUGGCGAGAUUGAGAACCAGCAUUGCCGAAAUCAGUGAAGUCAAUGUCGGAGAUGUUGACACUAAUCUUCAAGCAGUUCAUGGUUUUCUUCAAGAACAUUUGGAGAAGCAGCCAAAUUUCUCGGCUAUUUAUGAAGAAGUUAAACAACUUGCUGCUCAGGGCUCGCCUGAAGAAGCCAAAACUCUUAAUGAAGUUUACACUGGACUUGCGCAAAAGUAUAAAGCACUCGAAGAUGAUUUACAGCAACGGAAGAAAGGUUUGGAAAGAUGGGGCGAACUGUUGAAUUGGUACAACGAAACAAAUGCGCAGUUGAGUCACACGAAAUACGAAUUAGAAGCACGAAAACCUAAUAUUGCUGAAUUAGAAAAAUUAUCCAAUGAAUUGCAGACUGUUUAUUCGAAAAUAGAAGCUUGGAAAGACCAGAUACCGGUCGUGGAUAGUUUGAUGGGCAUUCACAUGCGAGAUAAACAGGAAAAGCCAUUGACUGCUUCCUCACUUGUCCAUGAGCUUGAGUCUAAAGCAGUCGCGCUUAAAACAGAAGUCUCUACUAAACGGGAUAGAUUAGAAAAUUUGGGAGCGCGUUGGGAUAAUUUCCGUAAGAUCCAACAAAAGCUGACGGAGGAAAUCGUGGCCACUCAAACUACAUUGCAGCAAAUUACUGUGUCGGUAGAUACGUGCGAUAAAUUGGCGCCCGCGGUAGAACAAAUUGAUGAUUUGAUUGAAGAGCAUCAGAGACGGGAACCUGAUAAACUUCUGCUACAUCGCGAAGGAGAAAAUUUGAUGAAAGAAGACGCGAAGGCUACAACUAAUGUCCAGGUCGUUGUGUCCUCAGUAGACGGUAAUUGGGAGAAAGUUAAUGAAUUGCUAAAGGAACAGAGAAAGAAAUAUGAUGAAAUGGGUGCAGACUGGCGUUGUUAUCAAGAGGCACGCGAGAAAUUGGUUAAAUUUAUGGAGGACUCGCAGACACUGAGACAGUCUACGAAGGAAGUGCCAAAUGACGUGACACAGGCGAAUUUAGCUCUUGAGAAACACAAGAGAGCUUCUGAAGUUCUGAAAAAAGGCAAGCAGUUUUUAGAGAAAAUGGAUCAGAAAGCUCAGCAGCUAAUCAAAGAGGCCUCUUUGAUGCCUAAUUUCAAAGUUGAAAUUAUUGAAAACGAUUUAUCAACAAUAAGAAACCAAUAUCAGGAUAUCUAUACGACUAUUGUAGAAAAGACGCAAUCGUACGAAACCCAAGUUAUUAUUUGGAAGCAGAUUGAAGAAGCUAAAUAUGAUUUGACUCGUUGGUUGAGUGAUACCAAUGAAGCUUUGUCUUCAGCUUGCGAACGUCUCACUGACGCUGAAAAUGGACAGGCUAGAUUAGCUAGAUAUCACGAAGAACUGCCGUCUUAUCAGUUAAUGCGUCAAAGUAUCACGACUAAAACCGAUCAACUUGUUAAAAUAAACCACAAUGCCGACAUGCCGACUUUGAAAUCGCUAAAUAAACUUUUGGAUGAUCAGUUCAAACUAGUUAAAGAGUCUGCUGAUAAACUGGAAGCUCUUACCACAAAUUUGAAUGAAAAAGAAAAAGCUAUCCGGGUUAAUUUGAAAAAAUCUGGUGACCAGAUAUCAAAAAUACGAGAAGACGUUAUAAAAUGUGAUGAUUUGACGGGAGAAAAUACUAAAAUAUUAAGCAGGAUUAAGAAAUGCCGUGAGUUACAAAAAGAACUAGAAGUUUGUAGCAAUAAUUUAGCGAUGGUUGGUGAGAAAAUAGCAGAAGCUUCUCAAGUCUAUCCGGCAAUUGAACGCUCAAGUUUGCCGAAAGAAUUACAGUCGCUGCAGUUACGUCGUGACGGAGUUUCAAAUCACGCAGACAAAGUUACCGCAACGUUGGUGGCUUUUUUGACGAAAUUGUAUCACGAAAAAUUCACGGCUUUGCAGCGAAUGGUUGGAACACUAAAGGAAAAAGUAUUGUGGUGCGAACCUGAGCAGAGUAGCGAUCGCUACAAUCUUGAAGUAAAAAUGGCUUCACUCGUGGAUGUAGAAACGGGUAUUAAAGAUUGCGAAGCUAGAAAAGCUGAUACUGAUAAAUCAUUGUCGCUUUUGGAAACAGUAGAGAGCAAAGAAACGACAAGUGCAUUGAAAGCUGAACGUGACAAAGUUGCUGAUGAUUUGGUUGCAUUAAAAAGUAGUCAUGCUAAAAUCAAAAAUGUAUUGCAGCAAAAUAUCGCACUCUGGCAACGCUACGAGUCUAUUUCUGAGGCAAUAAUGUCUUGGUUGAAAGAAACAGAAGCUAAGAUUCGCGGAGAAGGUUCAAUGUUAGUAGAACUAGAUAAUGUUGAAGAUAAAAUUGUUGAAGUUAAAAAUUAUCAGAAGACGGUUAAUGAUUAUGAGAAAGAAAUGAAAGCUCUUGCGCAACUUGGUGAAGAUAUUUUACAAGUAAGUCCUGAAUCGCGUGCUGCACAGUACGUUAGUCACUUGACGACACGUUAUCAAGCGAUUCAAAAGUUUUUGUCUCAACAUCUUGAAAGAUUGCAAGAGCUCAAAGACGGAAGGGAUCAAUACCGCGCUUUAGUUAAAGAACUUGAAAAAUGGAUUGACGAAGCGGAAACUAAAUUAAAGAGUUUCGAUCAAAUCAGCGGCCCCAAAGCGAUGGCAUUCUAUCAGUCGCGAUUGAAAGAGUUGAGAGAAUUUGGCGAAAGCCGGGAAAAAGGUCAAGGUAUUUUAAACAAAACUGCUGAAGCUGGCGAAGCUUUAUUCCCGCGAACUACUCCCGAUCAACGCGAAGCUAUUCGCGCAGAGUUAAGAAAUUUACGGAACCGCGUUGACGGUUUGAUCGAUCGGUCUAAUGUUAUUUAUAAAAAAAUAGAAAAUGAUAUGAUGCACCGUUCGUCUUUCGAAGACAAGUAUACUCAGGUUAAACAGUGGUUAAUUGAUGCUCAGGCUAAAUUAGGUGAUAAACAAGAUUUGCUGCCUACGCUACAGGAAAAGAAACUGGCGUUACAUUCAUACCGGGCAAUUGCCCAAGAUGUAAGUGCGCAUAGAAAUAUUCUCCAGCAACUCAAAGAUCGUCUGAGCGGAGUCUCCGACGAUGAAGCUAGUGAAAUGCUGGCUUCUAUUAUUGAAGGAUAUGAUAAAUUAUCUAGCAAUGUUGAAGAUCGAAUAGGAAUCGCUGAAAAACACGUGGCUAAUCAUGAAGCUUAUGUACAGACUUUAGAUAGAACUCGAGACUGGUUGAAUGCGAUUGUCAAUGAAGCUGCUCCGUUAUUAGAAGAUUUGGCAAUUGAAAGAGAUUCUGCAAAAUCUAAAAUUGCGCAGAUUGAAAAUGUACUUCAACAGCGAGGAGAUGGAGACCGUAUUUUGGAAGACUGUAAUCAGCAGUUGAAUAUUAUAUUGGAGCAGACUUCGAUAGCAGGUCAUCCGGCUUUGGUGAAAGGCUUCGAGGUUCAGAAAAAAAUAUGGGAAGAUUUCUUGGCACAGUGUGAAGCUACUAAGAGUAAACUAAACCGACUUUUCAAUCAGUGGACUGAAUUUGAACGUGUUGUAGAAGAACUUGAGGCCUGGACGAAGGCAAUGGAGUCGCGAGUUAAAGAUCAGACUCUUAAGAGCACUGAAGAAGCUAAGCAAGCUUACUUGCAGAAAUUAAAAGGUUUAGAAGAAGAAAUAGCUGCCAAGGCGCCAGAAUUCAAUGCGGCUGCUGAGCAGGGUCAAAGUCACGCUGAAUCGGAAUUGGCAACAAGAAUUUCUCGACAAGUUACCAAGUAUCAAGCGAUUAAAAAUCAAGCACGUGAGGCUGUAGCUCGUUACGAACAAUAUGUUAAAGAGCACAGUACUUUCAAUGAGAGAUACAAUCAAUUUUUGAAUUGGAUUAAAGGAGUUCAAGAAGAAUUAAACAAACACAGAGAAAUUGUUGGAGAUCUGGCACUGCUUCAGAGCCGCCAGAAGAGUAUUCGUGACUUGGCGGAUACGCGGACGAAAGAGAACCCGCGGUUCGAAUCAGUAAUUGAUCUCGGUGAGAAACUUUAUGUUCACACGUCUCCAGAAGGUCGUGAAAUAGUGAGACAGCAGCUGAGAAAUUUGCGUACACUUUGGGAUGGAUUUACUGAAGAUCUUCAGUCAGCCACGCAGAAACUCGAUCAGUGUCUUAUGCAGUUUGCAGAAUUUUCAUUGUCUCAGGAACAGUUGACUUCGUGGCUCAGAAAUGUUGAAAAGGACAUGCAUCAACACACGGAAUUGAAGUCGACACUCGAAGAGAAGCGCGCGCAACUGCAAAAUCACCGGAUUAUGCAUCAAGAAAUUAUGUCACAUCAGACUUUGGUCGAGUCUGUUUGUGACAAAGCUCAGAGACUUGUAGACCAAACCAAAGACACUUCGCUGAACGUUUACUUACAAUCUAUAAAACACCUGUUCCAAAAUAUCGUCGCCAAGUCUCAGGAUCUUUUGGAGAAUUUAGAAGAGUGUGCGGAUGUUCACAAUAAAUUUAAUUUACAGUGCAAGUACUUUGACGACUGGCUAAAUGUAGAGAGAGAAAAAUUACUGGACUGCAAUGACAUAACUGGAGAACGAGCUGAUAUAUCUAGAAGAUUGGCAACUUUGGCUGUGCUGAAGAAUGGACAAGCUCAGGGACUAGAACAUUUGACUAAAUUGAGAGAAUUGUUAGAAGUUGUGAUCAAGAGCACGGCUGAGAAAGGACAAGAAGCUAUCAAGAAAGAAGCUGAUGCUCUUGAGUCGGCGUUACAUCAGCAUCUCAGUGAGAUCGAAACCGUAGAAGCUAAACAGAAUGCAGCUCUUCAAAAGUGGCAAGACUUUGAGGAACAACUGGACGUUCAUACCAAGUGGUUCCGUACUAUCGAGGCAGUUUUUCGUGACCAACAGCUUCAAGCAACUUUACAGGACAAAGAAGAUCGAUUACAAUUGUUUAAAAAUAAACGCGAUAUUAUUUUGAAGAAGGAGAAAGAAAUUGAUGAGUUUGUUGACAAAUCCCACGGGCUAUUAAACGCCAGUGGGGUUGAAAGAAUUAAACCAGCGAUAUCUCAGAUCAGUAAUAGAUACCAAUCGUUACAUGUAUUGAGUAAAGAAGUAGUUGAUCGCUGUCGCGCAAUCGUUGACGAGCACAGAGAAUUUGAAGACAAGCUUAAAGCUGUUGAUGUCUGGUUGACUCCGCUGGAGCAAAAUCUUGCUGCGUUGAAGAAAGACGAACUGGGAGGUGAUUUUGAAGCUAAAGGAUCGCGGCUGAAAAUGCUGCUAGCAGAACGUGAUCAGGCUACCAGCCGUCUUACAGCAUUGACUGCCGCCGGAGAACGCAUUUUACCUGCGACUUCAGCUCAGGGACGUGAAACAAUUCGCCACGAGUUAAGACACGCCCGUGAGCGGUGGGAUAAUUUGACUGAAGGAAUUUCAGAGCAGCAGAAGAAACAAGACGCCCAGUCACUGCAGUGGUCAAGUUAUCAGGAAACUCUUCAACAUAUUUCCGCUUGGCUGGAUAACAUGGAACGCGCAAUGAAACAAGACUCUUCUACUUCGUCCACUCACCAAGAAGUCCGUUCCAGGUUACUCAAGAGCAAAACUCUUCAUCAAGAAAUUUUGGCGCACAAAAGAAUCGUCGAAGCAAUCUCGGAAAAGGCUAAUGCGUUGACCCAAGCGCCUGCUGACGUAAAAGAUGCCGUUGUCGCGGUUUCAAAACGUUAUGAAUCACUAGUAGACGCUUCCCAAAAAGGAAUAGCCGGUUUAGAAAGACUGUCCGAGAUCUUCCAACAGUUACAUGAUCUACAAAAAGCUUAUCAAGAUUACCAGAAACAGCAGUGGGAUAAAUUGGCCAAUUACAAUGACUACACGGGUAACAAAGCUGCUUUGCAAGCGAGACUCGCUAAAGUUAUCGAGAUUCAGGACGAGCAAACUGAAGGUGAACUUAAACUUAAUGUCCUGGAAGAACAUGUUAAGCAGAAUAGUUCUAAUUUGCCACCUAGAGCUCAAGAAUCUACUGAACGUGAUCUUGCUAAUCUCAGAUUCGAGAGUAAAAAAUUCGCAACUGCAGUCAGCGAUGUGAUUCGGUCUCUUGAAGAAAGAAUUCAGCAGUGGAGCGAGUAUGAAAAUGCUCUGGAACGUCUUCUGGCCUGGCUGUCGGAAGCAGAAACGAUCUUGAAGAACUACACGUUGAAAAAUACGAUAGAGGAGAAGCAAGAGCAGCUUGAAAAAUAUCAGGAACUUCUUAAAAUAUCGGAAUCAAGGAAUAGAGAUGUGACAGAACUGGUCUCACUGGGUGAUCAUCUUGAACAAUCGCUGAUCGUCAAUUUACGGAGUCACGAGGCGGAGUUCGAUAAAAUGAGCGACAAUUCAUCUGAACUGAUUGAAACAAGCGGGGAAUCGAGAUUUUCUGCCAACAUCCAGCAAGUAACUUCACGGUUCCAGUCUAUCCAAGCAACUGCCAAGGAACUGGUUAAAAAAUGCGAGCAAGCAACUCAAGAUCACGCCGCAUACUUGGAACGUUAUAAGCAAUGCACAGACUGGUUAGCAGCUUCUCAAGCUCAGUAUCAGGCAUCAAGAGACACUACUAAUGCUACAAAACAAGAUUUGAUCAGCAACGGAGAUAGUUUACGUGAAUUGUUGUCUCGCAUCACUGCUGGAACUCUUUUAGUUAACAACACAGUCGAAGCAGGAGAACGUUUGUACCCAACAACUGGAUCAGAAGGUCGUGAAAUAAUUCGCCAGCAGCUUUUAGACCUUCAGCAGGCACUCGAGUCUUUAGUCGACGGAGUAUCGUCAACGGAACGCGAUAUCCAAGUGAAAAUUUCCCGGUGGCUUGGAUUCGAUGACUGUAGCGGCAGUUUUGAAAAAUGGCUGUCGCAGAUGGAGAAACGAAUAAAACCGGAAUUGGAAUUGAAGACAACGUUGGAUGAAAAACGAAUUCAAUUGCAGAUUUAUAGAGAUUCUCUUCAUGACAUACAAAGUCAUCAAGAAGAUCUUCUGGCUUUGAAAGACAAGUCAGAUAAUUUGCCAGACAAAACUGACAAGACUGAUAAAAUUAUAAAUGAUUUAACUAAACGUUACUCGUCAAUCUUAAAACGCGUGCAAGGAUUUGUUGAAAAAUACGAGGCGAUUGUCAGCGAUCAUCAGCAGUACAGCAAAGCUGUGUUAGAAACUCACGAGUGGUUGGACGCGACUCACAACGCCGUUAGUCUUUGGGGUGAUACUGAUCUAGAACGUGUAUCACUUCAUACUAACAUCGAUCGGCUCAAAAAUUUACUUCACACGCUACCGGAAGAUCAACCGCGCAUCCAGCAGAUAAGAGUGUUGGGUGAAAAAGUAAUACCUGGAACUCUAGAGUCCGGGCAAGUUAAUAUUAGAUCCCAGAUUGAUUCAUCGCAACAGGAAUGGGAAGGUCUGGUGUCGGCGAUUAAAUCGACGAUUGAACUUAUUGAGAAUAAAUUGCAGCAGUGGCAUGAAUUUGAAGCUUUGAAAGAAAAAUGUUUAGAUUGGAUACGUGAUACUGAUACUAAAUUGCACGCAGUUGAUCUAAAAUCAACUUUGCCAGAGAAAAAAGAACAGCUCGAACAGUUACGUGUCUUGCAGGGUGAAGUCAGAGCAAAGGAAUUAGAAAUUGAUGCGGUGACUGAACGUGCGCAACAACUACAAAAAAAUAUGACAUCACGUACGUCAAAUAUACCCGAGCUUGGUAUCAAAUACCAACAGAUUUCGAGCAAAGUCAAGGAUUUAAAUAACCGGUGGCAUCAGUACGUGAGCAAUCACCAAGACUUUGAUAAUAAUCUUGCCGCGUGUAUCAACUGGCUCGAGGGAAUUCGUGAGAAGCUCGCAUACUCAUCAGACUUAAGUGCUCUGUCCCAGAAGGAUUUAGAAAGUAAAAUGGAAACGGUACAGGAUUUACUUCUGUAUAAAGAAGAUGGAUUUUCUAAAAUCCAAGGUAUUGUUGAGUUGGCCCAAACUGUCCUGGCAAACACGGCUCCAGCUGGUCACCAAGCCAUCAAUGAAGCUGUAGUACGUCUACAAGAGCAAUGGAGCGCAUUGACAACACUAAUGCUUGAGACUAAAACAAAUCUUGAUGAUUCCAUCAACAAAUGGGCUGGAUUAUUGGAACAAAUACAAACGAUAAACAAAACUGUUGAGCUAAUGAAAAAUUCUUUGGUAGAAAUAUUACCGUUCCAGUCAACGAUGACGGAGAAACGUAACCAGCUUGAACGUAUCAAAGCUUUGGAAGAAAAAGUCAGGUGUGAAAAUAUUGAGGUGGAUAAUUUGAAGUCGAAAUUCGCUGAGAUGAUUGCCAGUGGUCAGCAAGGACUGGCCGCUUCGCAGGCUCAGGAUACUUUGAAUAAAUUUGAUCAGCUGUUUGAAAAAAUAAAAUCGCUGCUUGCUGAGCGUGAGGAUCAGUACAAAGAUCACAAGCGUUAUAAAGAAGCACAUGAUGAUUUGAUUGCGUGGUUGAGCAGAGCCAGGGAAAAGAUUCCGUCUAUGAAGCAGCGAACACUUAGUGACAAGUUGGCAGUUGAGAAUGCGGUUGCUCCGCUUGAGAGUUUACUCAAUAAAAAAGCUCAAGGUGAAUUGCUGGUUGAACAUCUGCAGCACACUGGAGAAGUUGUUUGCGCCAGCACUAGUCCACAAGGUGGGGAAAUAAUUCGCAAUGAGAUCCGCGCGCUGAGUGAAAGCUUCGAGAGUCUGUUCAAAGAAGUGCAGCAUCAGAAGAGUUUGCUGGAGAGUACCGUCAGCCAAUGGCGUGAUUACAAAGACGAGUAUGAGAGAUUGAGUGAUUGGUUACAGCAGUUUGAUAUCUUGAUAAAAGCUCAGAAGAACGCGUUGCUGCCCAAUGUCGUGGAGAAGGAGAAACAAGUUAAAGAGGUCCGUGAUAUUCUUGACAAUCUUGAAAAAGGCCAAGAACAAAUUGAUAAGUUCAAUAAAUCAGCAUCCGUUUUACUUUCUUCCCACUUGGAUACUUAUAUAAAUAAUCAACUUCGUCACCUUAACUCGCGCUAUCAAGUUCAGGUUAAUUUGGCUAAAGAUGUUUUGAAUAAAGUGGAGACUAAUUUGUCGCAGCAUCAAGAGUAUGAAGCUAACUUGGGCAAAACUAGGGCGUGGAUUGAUAAUGCCAAGCAAAUAAUACGUCAAGGAACGGAAGCAGCUUCGUCAAGCAGCCGGGAAGAGCUGCAGGAACGAUUGGAAAAAAUUCAAGAGCUACUGAAAAAACUUGAGGAGGGCCAAAACCUUGUGCACUUGACUGUUAAUUGUGGGGAAAAGGUUGCGAGGAACACGCGAUCUGAUGGACGAGAAGAGAUAAAUAAUCAAUUGAAAGAAAUUCAAAAUGAUUGGGAACGAUUGGUUAAGAAAAUAUCAACGACUAAAGUUCAUUUGGAGACUAGUUUACUCCAGUGGGCUGAUUACAGUUCAUCGUACUCGCAAUUGCAGCAGUGGAUUAACGAUCGUGAAGCGAAAUUGCAACAAGUGUGCGAACAAAAAGUUUCAAAAGCUAAAAAAGGUCUUGCUGGACUUAAUUCAUUGGCUAUUGGUGAACGUAAAGCUAAUUUACGACAGACGAAUAGUAUUAUGCAGGAUAUUGUUGCCUUUGAACCGAUGAUUCAGUCAGUUACUACUAAAGCUGAAGAUUUGCAGCAAGCAACACCUGCUACGGAGAUUUCAAUAAAAUAUGAGACUCUUAGUAAGCAGGCACAAGAAUUGUAUGCUAAGCAAAAGGAAACUGUUGAACAGCAUCAAGCUUUCGUUGACAGCGGCACUGAAUUUGUUCAAUGGAUAAGAGUUGCCAAAGAAAGACUGGGCAAGUGUUCUGAACCUACUGGUGACAAAGAAUCGCUGUCGAGUAAAAUAACUCAGCUAAAAGUACUGCAGAGUGAAUUACCAGAGGGACAGCAGAAGCUGGAGAAGGCUUUAGAACGCGGUAAUGCUGCUUGUCAGAUAGCUGAUGCAGAAGAUAAGGAAAUAAUUGAAGAAGACGUCGCUAUGCUGCAAGAAGAAUAUGAUAAUUAUGUCGAUUCGUUGAAUAAUACCAAGAGUCUACUUGAAGUUGGCAUUGUCAAGUGGACAGAGUACGAAGACCAGUACUCUGAAGCAACCGAGUGGCUGAAUCAGACUGAACAGCUUGUGCAGACUUUCAAUAAACUCCAGGAUAGUUUAGAAGAGAAGAAGAAUGUUCUUGAACGCUUCCAAGUACACUUACAGACUUUGUUUGAUUGGCAAAAGGAGUUGGAUCGGCUGAAUAUGAAAGCCCAGAUGCUGCUGGAGACUUGUGCGGACACUAGGAUUUCAAAUCAAGUUACUCAACUUACUACUAAGUACAAUGCGCUGCUGUCGUUGGCUAAAGAAAUAAUGCGGCGACUGGAGCUGCAUUAUCAAGAGCACCAGCAACACAAUACGCUCUAUCAGGAGUGCCAGGACUGGAUUGACCGAACACGAGACAAGUUGGGAGAAUGCAAAGACGUAUCGGCAACUUUGAAUGAGGUUAACAAUAAAUUGAAUAUGUGCAAAGCGAUACGACAGACGUUAGAACAGGGUCAGAAUAAACUGAGAUACGCUUUGGAACUUAAGGAACGUGUUAUUAUGAAUACUGAGCAGAAUGGCGCGGCUAAGAUUCAAGAGGAUACGGAAAAUCUUAAAGCAGAGUUUGAUAAGCUUAUGGUAGAUGUUGAGGAUGCGAGACAGAAGCUCUCAACGCGGGCUACUUCGCUUGAAGAAUUGGGUAAAUUGUAUCGGUUGAUUACUGAUUGGAUUGAUGAGAUUGAUGUCAAGAUAAGACCUGACGAAACCUACAGGAAUGAUUUGAGCGAAAAGAGGAUGCUGUUGGAGAAAUAUAGAACUGCACAGCGCGAUAUUCAGGGGCACAGUGAUACAAUUGAUCGAUUGAAGUCGCGGUUACAUGAAGACAGCACUAUUCCAAGAGAACCUUAUGAAACAACGAUCGCUAAAUACGACGAAUUGAGGAGAUUAGUUGCAGAGAAGAUCAAUAACUUGGAGGAUCAAGUUAGGGAACACGAGAGAUUCCAACAGGCGCAGAAUGAAGCUGCGGAUUGGGUUAGAAGGACUAAGGUUGAAGUCCAGCAGUACAGUAUGACUCAAGGUGAACGCCCGAAGAUAGUAGAGCGGGAGAAAAAGAUCAGCGAGAUCGUUGAUUCUAUGCCUAAAGGCGAGGCGCUUAUUUCAAAAGUAAUGGAUAUCAGUGAGUCAGUUAUCUCGUCGACGGGCGCAGAAGGUCAAGACGCAAUACGUCAAGAAGUACGACAGCUUCAGCUUGACUGGAAGUCAUUACAAACACAAUGCCAAGAGUCACAAAAAAUUCUUGCUAAUUGCAUUACCAUGUGGUCACAAUUUACCACCGCGAUGGAGAGCAUGAAGAAUUGGCUGGAUCAGUUCCAGAAGAAAGUUACUGAUGAACAGUCAAAAGAAAACAAAACGCCACAGGAUUUAGAACGGUGCAAGGCGUUGGUUGAUGAGGCAGUUCGCCAGAAACCAGUGCUGGAAGAGUUGAAUGAUAAAUGUGAAACACUUUUGGAAUUAAGUGCGUGCAGCUGGGCGAGAGAUAAAACCGUACAGUUGCAAUCAGCGUACACGACAUUGCUAACUGAAGCACAGGGACUGGUUUCGAAGGUAGAGAAAAAUUUAUCAGACCACACGGAGUUCUUGAAAGCGAGAAAAGAGAUGGAAGAAUGGCUACAAACUGCCCACGGGUCAAUUCAAGACUGCGUGGGCGUCGGAGAUGUUACUUGGGCGCGCGAUAAAUUGGAAACAACUCGUGUUGUUGCAACAAGAAUUACCGAAGGUCAACAUUUACUUUCAACGUUGAAAAAUGCAUUUGCCAAGGCAAUAAAUACUGCGUUACCGGAACAACAGGAGCAAUUGAGAACAGACAUGGCUAAAUUGACAUCCAACUGGGAGCAAUUGAAUAUGGAUUUAAAUACAGUCCAAGCUCAGGUAAAAGCAACAUUGACCCGCUGGGAAGAUCAUGCCGAAGUCUACGAGCGGCUUAAAAAAUGGCUGAGUGAUACAGAGAAGUCUCUAGAGACUCUGCCAGACACAAAGGGCGAGAUUGGCGAGAUGAAGACGUUACUUGAGCGCUACAGACAUAUUCAAGAAGAAGUAAAAGCCAAGAAAACCGAUCUGGAUCAAUUGCUCGAGGAGUCGAUCGAGUUGUCCGGGUGGGCGAAGAAUAAUGCAACUCAAGACCAAGCUAAUGACCUUCUCAGCCGUUGGAAAUCACUGGGACUGCUGGUAGACGAGCAGAAACGCCUCGUUGAAAAUGAAAUGGACGAGUACACGAUGUACCAUACCGCGCUCCAGGAAACAGAGAAGUGGCUGCUUCAAGUUUCAUUCCAAUUGAUGGCCCAUAAUUCCAGAUACAUUACCAGCAAAGAACAGACACUCGAGCAAAUAAAAGCUCACGACGCUCUGUUAGAUGACAUCCGUAAUUACCAGCACGAUCUGGAUGAUUUAAAAGACAAAGGACAGCAUCAAAUUGAUCGUUACAUCUCAGCAAAUCCCAACAUCAAACCUACCAUCGAAACUCAGCUGCAAAAUGUCCAAGAGAGUUACAAUUCUCUUCUCAAUACAGCGAUUCAGAUUAAGAAUCGUUUGGACGAAUCGCUAGCUAAGUUUGCCGAGUACGAAAGAACUCUAGAGAGUAUAAUGAAAAAUUUGGAUACCUACGAACCGGAAAUAGUCCGAGAACUAGAGGCGCCUCUGGACACUCUAGAGUCUGCGGAAAAAAGUCUCGAGAGUGCUCGUAUGCUGCACAAUAAAUUGCAGGCUGAAAAAACGCGACUAGCGGUCGCUGUUGAGGCUUGUGAAGCUGCGGCCGCCUGUGUUUCGCGUCCUGGCAGCCCUCUGGAUGCCCCGGCCAUCCAAAUACCCUCGAGGGAAGUCGAAGUACGCACGAGACUCGAAGAUUUGAUCGAUCAGAAAGAUAAUCGAGAUACUGGCGACAGGCUGAAAGCAUUGUUUCGUGUUAUUGAAGAAAAAGGCUUCUUAGUCAAACUUAAUCAUAUGUGCGAGAAGAUGCAAACACAUCUGGCGAAUGUAUCGAAGGCUGUGGGAGAACUAGAGGAGCAAGCGCACCAGAAGAAUGAUUUGAAAGCAUGGAUCAAUCAGCAACGUGCAUUGUGUGCUGAGUGGAAAUCGCGACCCGCUAAAUUACGCUCAGAGGCGGCCCAAGCUGAGCUUCAGGCGAUGAAUGAACUCCUGGGAAGUAUUGGAGAAAGACGAUCACGUGCUCUGGCGGAAUUGUCACUACGACCGGAAGACAAUAUUGAGGAAGGUCUCGAUAAGCUGGAGACUGAAUUAAUGGAAGCUAUUGCUGACAAACAAGCGACGCAGGAACUGAUACAGAAGUAUCGGUCCCAGGUUCAGGAUAUUCAGAGCUGGUUCGACGGGUUGUCUAAGAAAGUUGACGUUAUUGAGAAAGGCAAUGGCUUGACGAUAGGUCAAAAAAUAUCGGCAGUCAAGGCAAUCAUCUCGGACUUUGAGACCCAAGGUCCUGGUAGAUUGGAUCAAGUUAAAAAAUUAGGAGACCAAGUGAUGGAUUCCGUUAGUAAUUUGGAUUCACAGCAAAUUGAGGAGCAGAUUAAAUCUGUUGAUCGAAGAUACGCUGAUGUUAACAAGAAGCUGGUGAGGAAGAGUCAGGUGCUGGAUAUGACUGCUCAGGGCAUCGAGGCAACACGCAAAGAGAUUGAGGACAAUCGUGAGUGGAUAAGUUUAAAGAAACAGCAAGCGCGGGCAACGGAAUCUCUUGGUUUUGAGUGUAAGCCAGCGGAUGAUAGAGUCCUAGCUUUGAAAGCGAUGCUCAAAGAAGCUGAAAAUAAACAAGUGAUUGUUGACACGCUGGAAAAACGGGUCGGGAAUAUGCAGAAUGAGCUUGAAGCAAGCGAACAACAGGAGUUGGAAUCCAAGGCCCGGGCACUGCGGACUGAACAAGUUGAACUCUGUUCAAUUUUGCGUGAAGAAAUUUCCGGAGCCACUGCUGCUGCGGACGCUAGACACAAACUUGAAACAGACUUUGAACGCGCGCGUCUGUGGAUAAAGGCCAAGCAUAAUGAUCUCAAAAAACUAAGCGGUUAUCUUCCUUUGAGAUCCACCAAAGUCGAGCAGGAUAUCGUUCAUCACAAUGAAAUUGACGGCGAUAUAAAUUCCUUCAACGAGAACAAUCUUAAAGAUGUUUUGAAGCAAGCCAACAGUUUGAUGCGUGAUUGCAAUGAAGAAGACCGCGUGAAGCUUCAAGUUCUACUGGAUAAUUUGAAUGAGGAUUAUGAUGCGUUGAAGAAGGAAGCUGCUGAGAAGCAAGCCUCGUUGGCGGAUUUGUUGCAAGGUCGCAAAGCCUUUGAAAAUGAAAUAGAUAGGUGCCAAAGGUGGAUCAAAGAAGCUGAGACAGCUACUUCGUCGGAUGUAAGAACGUCAAGUGUUGAUGUGCUUAGAGAGCAGCUUGCUAAGUACGAUAGAUUGAAGCAAGAAGCUAAAGCCUUUGGUGAAGACGUCGAGAAGAUAAUGCAGCAGGGAAAAUCAAUUUUGCCGACGGUGAGCGACGCAGAUAAACUUGAACUGAGUGAUCAAUUGAAGAGUAUGAAAGACGCACACAAUAGAGUUGCUGGUGUUAUAAAUGAACGCGCUGCUGCGUUACACAAAAGUAUCGCCGAGGCGGAAGAAGCUGCCGCGCGUGUCGCCGAAGCCGUUCAAUUCAUGUCUGACAUACAGAAGGAACUUAAUAAUUUGAAUAAACCCAUUGGAUCGCGGGUUGAAGAUGUGGAAGGAAUGCUAAUGGCUUACGAAAAAAUUCUUGGUGAUUUAAAAGCUAACAAAGCUAAAUUGUCGGACUUGCAAUCAGCAAACAUUGGAGACUUGCAUGGAGUAAUUGGUCAGCAGGAUGAUUUAAUUAGGGCGCUAGAAGCACAAAUAGCAAGACUCAGACAAUUGCUUUUACUUCGUCAGCAAUUUAUUGCAUUGAUUACGGAAAUUAUGUCAUUUAUCGCUAAGUAUAAUGAAAUAGUUAGAGAUAUUGAGAAGCAGGAUCAAACUACUGAGGAAAAAAUAAAACGUUAUGAUGACGUUAUCUCAAAAAUUCAGGAAUGCGAGGCUACAUUGGCGAGUGCUACUGAUAAAGGACAGCAGAUUGCUGCUGAUGGAUCUGCGGCUGAUAGAAAUAAUGUUACGGAACAACUACAGUCGCUCAAACAACAGCUACAGGGUUUGAGACGUGCAGUUGAGAUGCAGCGAGAGCAGCAUGAGCUAGCGGCUGCUGAGCACAAGCGAUUAGCUGAAGAGCUUGCGGAGAUUCUCGACUGGCUGGAGAACAAAGAAAAGGAAAUAAAGUCUCGUCCGUUGCUAGAUCGCGCGGUUGAAAGCGUCGAAAGUGAAAUACAAAAGCAUAAAUUACUUUGCGGUUCUGUUAAUGAAUAUUUGGACAGAAUGAGACAGCUAAAGGAGUCAGUUAAACACGAAGAGGGCAUGCCGGGUUCACUUAAAGAAAUGCUUAGCGAAGCAGUGUCUCUCCUGUCAUCAUUACCACGAGAAAUGGAAGAUCGUGAGACUUAUCUCGAUAUCAACUUGCAAAUGCGUUUAAAUUACGGACAACUGGCAGAUAAAUUUCAUAAUUGGGUACGUGAAGCCGAGAUACGUCUACAGAGUGACAAAGACGGACUUGACUUUGAGAACAUCGUUAGUGAUUUAGAAGAACACAAAAUAUACUUUAGUUCCGAAGCUUCUAUUCGUGAGCUAGUGUCCCAACAAAUUCAACAAGCAGCUGACAAAGUUUGGCCGUCUUUGAACAGCGCCGAGCAAGAAGAGCUGAGUCUCGAGCAACAGCAACAUCUCCAGUUACUAAAAAACACUUUGAAUACUGCUAAAUCCCAUCGCGCUAGAUUAGAACAAGGCGCAGACACGUGGCGUGAUUACACGCAGACUUUAGAAAGAGUUAAAGCGGUAAUUGGACGAUCCCGAUUCACCGACGAACCCGUUACCACCCUCGCGGGCUUGCAGUUCAAUAUCCAGAAGCUAACUCACGCGCUAAAUGAUAUCCAGAACCAGCAGUUUGAAUUAGAUCUUCUAAACGAACGUGGACAGGAAAUUUUGACGCUCGCUGAUGCAAAUAACAAGCAAACUAUCAAAGCCCAUCUCGAAGAAACAAGUGCUCAGUGGAAAGAACUCGUCAGUGGACUAGAGGGUCGUCGCGAAGCCUUGGAGGCGCUUUCUAAACACUGGGAAGAUCUCGAGGCACGACUAAAUCACACGGAAACAAAACUAAAUGCCAUAGAGGAAAGAAGUAAACUCGUCGACUGCAUCGUCAGGUCUAAGCAUCACAUCAAGGAUACCAUAAAGUCACUUGACGAGUUAGUAGUGGAAGCUGAGAAAUUGAUUCCAGUGACCGAGGAAAUAAAAGAUCUCGCUGGACCGGUAAUUGAAUAUCUAUCAGCAUUUACCGAAGCAUCAGCACGUGGUCUUGAAGAACGUCUAGAUAAACUUCACAGUACUGCGGAAACGCUUGUCAGCUCACUUGACAUAAAAUCUAAAAAAGCACGUCAAGAUCUCGACUUAUUGAAAGCAGACGAGCAAGAAAUAAAACGUCUGCAAGAUAAAUUAGAACGUGUACACGAAGAAGUUAAAAUUUUCUACGUCUUUGGGGUUGACCAAGAGGCAAUCGAAGAUUCAUUAAUAAAGCAACGGGAAUCGUUACUGGAAUUAAUUGACGAAAUAAAAAAAUUUUCUGGCAACACUAAGGCGCGGUACCAAACGAGCCAGCAAUUGGUACCAAGUGACCUCGCACAGAAAUUAGCGUCUUUGGAACUCAGUGCCGAGGGUGCCGUACAAGCAAUGGAGGAGAAACAACGAGAGCAGAAACGCGCGAGGACGAUCCGCACUGACUACUUGGCCGACGUUGACGAGCUCCAGGCCUGGAUACGUCAGGCUGAGCUUAAAGUCCAAGACAGAUCUGUAGAGCCACUUAAAUUACGUGAAUUUUUACGACAAAUUCAAACGGAGCUUACUCCGAUGACAGACAAAUGCGAGCGAAUGACGAAAAACGGACGCACGAUUAUCGAAAAUACCCGCGACGAGAACGAAAAAGAAAUGAUUGGUAAGACGAUUGCCAAUCUGACCGAACAAUUGGGACAGGUUAAGUCCUGGCUCGAGGAAAAAAAGCAACAGGUGGGCGACUCUCUGGACGCUUGGCAACGGUUCCUUGUACUUUACGAGUCUGUCAGAGCGUGGACCGAGGAAAAGAGGGUCUUUUUAAAGGAGCCUCUUAAACUCAGUACUCUGGUACAGACUCGUCAGAGGUUACAUGAUUACUCGACGGCUGUUAAAAGUUGUAAGCAAGUUAACAAGAAUUUGAGUGAUAUGGGCAAAGAACUAGAAGUUAUUGGGCAAUUUACUAGCGUAGGUGAUUUACCGGAAAAACUUGCUCAGGCCGAAGAGGCCAAGGUUGAAGUUGAAGGUCAAUUAUUAGAAAGGAACGCAUUACUACAAGAAGCGAGCGAAGAAUGGGAACAGUGUGAGAAAAAAUUCAAAGACGUUAAAACGUGGUUAGAAAAAGCAAAACAAAGUUUAGAAUCAGCGCAAAACAAAAAGAAACCACUGAGAGACCAGCAUGCGAUUAGAGAAAAAAUGCUCAGUGAUAUCGCGAUACAGAAAACUAAAAUAUCAUUUUCGGUUGAAAAACUUCAGGUACACUUUAAGACCGGAAUUGGCGGCGACAAUAAAAUCGCCGAAACUGCCGACGAUAUGAUAAAUGAACUAAACCUACUCAAUGAUACGGUAAAAGAACAAACUGCGUCUUUGGAAUCUUGUCUCACGCAAAUAGAUCAGUACCAACAGGAAAUACAACAAAUAAGACACCAAAUAAUUCAAGUUGAACAGCAAUUACGUUCGGCUUUAAGUCCGACUUAUUUACCAAAUGACCGUGAAAGAGCUAUGCAAGAGCAACAGGCCUUGCAGACACAAAUGGAGACGUGGCGUCAACGAUCGAGGCUGUUGGUGGACGAGAUUCACAAAGUCGAUCCUUACUACUCAUUUCCUGGUGAACUGACUCCACGAGUAACGGGACUUGCUUCUUAUGCAGACAUUGCAGCUGGUCGAUCUACUCCUAAUUCGAGAGACACUAGUCCUUAUCGCGCACAACAGGAAUCUAGUUCAAGUCAGACUGCGCCGCAGCAUCAGAUUCAUCGGCCACAAGUUAUUCGCCCUCAGAGUACACAAGUUUCUCAAAUACCUCAACCACAAAUACCUCAGACACCUCAAGUACCUCAAAUAAAUGAACCAGAGAAAGAAAAAAUCGAGAGAGAAGGUAAAAAAGCAUCAAAACGACGAGGACGAUCACCAACACGCAGCAACAGGAAAAAAAUUGUUGAUGUUCCGGAGAUUAAAGUUACCGGUAAAGAAACUGCUGUUCAAGAACACGUUUCUUUUGAAACUAAGGAACAUAUUUCAACUAAUCUUGCAGCGCAUGAUCCUCGCAGACGAUCACCAAGUCCUAUUUGGAUACCUGGGUCUACUUCUUACGCUGAUAUUCUGCGCAAAGCUCAAGGUCCUGGUUCUUAUACCACUGAGUCACCGGAACAUGAUUACGGUAUGAUUAUGUUGACGAAAGAACGUCGAGAAAGUAUCGGAUCAAAUGAUAAAUCUGUUUCGGAAGAAAUUCACCAGAUAGAAAAAUCAGCGAUUGGAGAUGUUGCGACUCCUGGUGACAAGUAUCAAGUUAUUAAUCAAGACAGUCAAAAUUUGAGUAAAGAAAGGUGGUCAGAAAAUACAUUGAACCAGAGCUCAAUGAUGGAGAAUAAAUUUGAAAUGCCGGUAAGUCAACCGGAAGUAUAUGAAUACAAUGCACCGAUGACGGAUGUUGUUGACAUUGGAACUGGAGUCAAUUUCUUUAAUACAGGACUUGAUUAUCCCGUUGGUUCUUAUGUUUAUCCGGCAGCAAAUCAUCAACAGCAGUUGCAAGCUAUCUAUGACACUCAUAUGAGAUACACUGCGCAAUUUAUCGCUCAACAAGAUUACCUAACAACUGAGAGUCAGGAUGCCUAUUUACAGAUAUGCGGUAUUCAGAAUCAACAGUGCCCGCAAAGUGAAAUGAUUUAUGAUAAUUCGGUAAUUCUUGGUGAUGCAAUGCCGCGUCAAGUUUGUCAAAGCCAAGUGCAAGAUCAUGUGAGUGUUGUUGAUAGUUCUGUUAGUUUGCCAGAAAAUAAUAAGACAAUUGAAGUUAAUGAGAGUGUGGAAGUUAAAGAGGGAGAUAGCGAACCGAAGGAGAAGAUGGGUGACGAAGAUGUUGGAGAGGUGGAACAAGUUCAAACAGAAGUUAGAGCAUCAUCUAUUUCUUAUGCUAAAAUUUUGUCUCAAGGUUUGCCUGCACGUACAACUCCGUCACCGCCGACAAAUAAAUUAAUUGAGGAAUCUAGUCAGCAAAGUUUACAGACUGCUCAUGAAAUUAUUAAGCCAGAUGCCAGAAUCGUUAAAAAAGAUAUUGAUAGUGAGCCAGAUGUCGAUAGCGGUAAGAAAAAUAAGGAUGGUAGAAAUUGGGGAACGAUUAAGAAAAAAGAUUCAAGGAGAAAAGGUCAGGAAGAUAAAGUUAAGGUCGAAGGGGUUAAAGAAAAUUCUAGGGAUAAAAAACAGAAAAAACAAUUUGAAGUUAUGGGAAAAAGUGAAAAAAUAGGGAAAAAUAUUCAGGAAAAAAUUAGUGAGACGAGUAAAAUUGUUGAGAGUAUCGAUAGUGAGAAAGUUGAUGAUAAAGUGCAGAAAAUUGGUGAUAAAAUGCAGAAGGAUGAUAAUUUAAAUGAUAAUAUUGAAAAAGAUAAAAAACGUAAACAUAAAAAAAAGAAAUCAGAUAAAUCUCGUGAGGAUGAAAUUGAUAAGGCUCUUAAAGAGAUUGCUGAUAUGGAAAAACAAAAAGUCAAAGAUAAGGUGAAAGAAAAAGAACAGAAACCUAAAGAAAGUGAAAAUAAAAUUGAAGAAAUUCAAAAGGUUGAUAAAGUUAAGAAGAUAAAAGGUAAAAGUGACAAAGAUAUUGUGGAAGAACAAGCGAAAGAAGUGAGCAAAGUUGUGGAUGAAGUUAAAUUUGAAGAGUCAAAGAAAUCUAAAAGUAAGAAAAAUAAAGAAGGUAAAUCUGAUGAGAAAGUUGCUGGUGAAGAAAUAAGGAAAGAUAGUAAAGAAAAAUUAGACAUUAAGACUUUGGGAGAAGAAGUCAAGGUAGAGACGAUAAAAUUAGAAGAAGUGAAGAAUUAUAUCAAAGUUGAUAAAGUUUUGGAGGAAAAAAAUGUUAAGAGUAACAAAGAAAAGAAACAGAAGAAGAAGAAAGAUGAUAAACUGGUUAAAGUUAAGGAGGAAGCGAUAGUUGAAUCAUGGGAAGAAAUAAAAGAUGAAGAUAUGAAAGAUUUGUCUGGUAAAGAAGCUGAUAAAGUAGAAAAUAAAGGCUUAGAAGAAAAAGUGGUUCAGCCGACAGUUGAAGCGAAGCAAAAGAAGAAGAAAGGUGACAAAGCGCAACCGAAAAUCGAUAAGCCAGAUUUGAAAGAUAAGUCAAUGGCUGAAGAAAUUAAGCAACAAGAAAUAAAAGUUGGUGAUAAAAUGGAUACUAAAAUUCCUGAUGAAAAAUCGCAGGAAGCGCCGAGUAAGCAAAAGAAGAAGAAAGGUGAUAAGUCACAGGCAAAAGUUGAUAAAUCAGAUUCUAAAAAAUUGAUUGUAGAAACGAAGCAAGAAGAGUUGAAGGAUGAUAAAGAAAAAAUAAUAAUUGAAAAAUUAGAUUCAAAGGACUCUAAAGACAAAAUAAAGCAGGAAGAAAAUAUGCAAAAUGGUAGUAACAAAACAGAAAUUGCUAAAGAAGAAGUUACGGCUUUAGAAGAAAAAGUGGUUCAAUCGGCGAUCGAAACGAAGCAGAAUAAGAAAAAGGGUAAUAAGUCACAUCCUAGAAUUGAAAAAUAUUCUAAGGACUCUGAUAUAAAAUCAUUGCCUGUAGAAACAAAACAGGGCAAAGUAAAAGAUGAUAAAGAAGACAUUAAGAUUGAAGAACAAAAAUCAACAGAAUCUACGAGCAAACCAAUGCCUGUUGAAAUAAAAUCAGAAGAAAAAGUUAAGGAUCAAAAAGCACAAGUUGAUAAACAAAAGUCAGUUGAAUCUAAAGACAAACAGAUUCCAAUAGACAAAAAAGUAAAAGAUGAAAAGGUAGAAGUAAAAGUUGAAAAACAAAAGUCAGUGGACAAAUCACUGCCUGUAGAAACUAAACAAGACAAAGUAAAAAAUGAAAAACAAAAGUCAGUAGGAUCAGCAACUAAAUCAAUGUCUGUAGAAAUUAAACAAGACAAAGUUAAAGAUGAUAAAUUACAAAUCACAGUUGAAAAACAGUCAGUAGAAUCAACAGACAAACCAAUUCCAGUAGACAAAAAGCUAGAGGAUGAAAAAGGACAAGUAAAAGUUGAAAAACAAAAAUCAGUAGAAGCUGCAGGCAAACCAACGCCUGAAACAAAAGAAAAAGUAAAGGGUACUAAGGCACCAUCUAAAAUUGAAAAGUCAGAUUCUAAGGAUUCUGAUAUAAAAUCAUUGCCUGUAGAAACUACACAGGAAAAAGCAAAAGAUGGUAAAGUUGAAAUUAAAAUUGAUAAACAAAAGUCAAUGGAAUCUAUAGAUAAACCAAUGUCUAUGGAAAUAAAACAAGAAGAAAAAGUAAAAGAUGAUAAAGCACAUAGUAAAGUUGAAAAAUUGGAAACAAAGUCUUCUGAUGAAAAAUUAGUUCCCGUAACACCUGAAUCGAAACAAAAAAAGAAAAAAGGUGAUAAACAGAGUAAAGCUGAUAAAGUAGAACCAAAAAGUCCUGAGGAGAAAUCAGUGAUAGUAUCGCCUGCGAAAACAAAAGAGGAAGACAAGAAAGAUAAUGAACUACAAACUAAAACUGAUAAAAUCGAUCCAAAAGGACUUGAAAAGAAAAUAUUGACUGUAGAAACCAAACAAGAAAAGACACAGGAUACUAAGCCAGAGAAUAAGGCUGAUAAAGUGGAACCAAAAGGUUCUGAAGAUAAAUCAGUGAAAUCACUACCUGUAGAAGCAAAGCCAGAAAUUAAAGACAGUAAACCACAAAUACAAGUCGCUAAAUUAGAGACAAAAGUAUCUGAAGAAAAAACAGAGCCAUUAAUUCAAGAAUCAAAGCCAAAGGACGUUAGUCAACAAAGUAAAGUCGACACAAUUGAAAAACCAGAAACAAAAGUUUCCGAUGAAAAAACUCAAGUGACUGAAUCAUCUAAAAAGUCAAAACAAAAAAAGAAGACAAAGAAUAAUCUUGAAACAGCAGAUGCUACAACAAAAUCUUCAGCUUCUGAAAAAGUAAUGCAAUCACCAGUUAAAGAAAACAUUCCCGAACCAGUUGUUAAACCAGAAUCAAAAGUUUCUGAGGAAACUAAACCAACUGAAAAAUUGCAGCAAUCAGAAACCAAAAAAGAUAUCAAACAAAAACAAAUUAAUAAACCAGAACCAAGUGUUUCUGUUUCGAAAUCUGAGCCAUCACCUAAAGAAAGUAAAGAAAAUGUUCCUGUUAUUCAGACAUCAGAGUCACCGAAAGAUUUUAAGGGAAAACAAACUGAAAAACCAGAGUCAAAUGUUUCUGUUUCGAAAUCCGAACCAUCGCCUAAAGAAAUUAAAGAAAACGUUUCUAUUAAACAGACAUCAGAGUCACCUAAAGAUAUUAAAGAAAAACAUACUGAAAAACCAGAGCCAAGUGUUUCUGUUUCGAAAUCUGAGCCAUUGCCUGAAGAAAUUAAAGAAAAGAUUCCUGUUAAACAGCCACCAGAGUCACCUAAAGAUAUUAAGGGAAAACCUGAGCCAAGUGUUUCUGUUUCGAAAUCUGAGCCAUUGCCUAAAGAAAAUAUUCCUGUUAAACAGACAUCAGAGUCACCUAAAGCUAUUAAGGGAAAACAAACUGAAAAACCAGAGUCAAAUGUUUCUGUUUCAAAAUCUGAGCCAUCGCCUAAAGAAAGUAAAGACAAUAUUCCUGUUAAACAGACAUCAAAGUCACCUAAAGAAAUUAAAGAAAACGCUUCUAUUAAACAGACAUCAGAAUCACCUCAAGAUAUUAAAGGAAAACAAACUGAAAAACCAGAACCAAGUGUUUCUGUUUCAAAAUCUGAACCAUCGCCUAAAGAAACUAAAGAAAAUGUUUCUAUUCAACAGACAUCAGAGUCAUCUAAAAAUAUCAUAGUAAAACCUGAGCCAAGUGUUUCUGUUUUGAAACCUGAGCCAUCCAAAGAAAUAAAAGAAAACAUUCCUGCAAAACAAACCCCAGCGUCACCUAAAAAUAUAAAAGAAGAUUCUUCUGUUAAAAAAGUAUCGGAAUCAUCACCAAAAGUCACAAGACCAAAAGAGACAAAAUUAAAAAAUAAAUCAAAAAAUCAACCUCAAGAGCAAGUGAUAGUCGAGAAAAUAGCUCCAACAUACGUCGUCGAGUCUAAAGAAAUAAAAAAAUCUUCGACUGACGUCAUAUCAAGUGACCGUAAGACAAACGUUGACCCAUUAAAAGAAACUAGGGUACGCGGAGGCGAAACAAAACACUCUAAUGGCCAUGCGGGAUCUAAGACCCAGGAAGUGAAACGCGACACUCGGGUUAAAUCUGAAGAGCAAACUGUGUCAAAAACAGAGAGUACCAUUUCUCAGAUAGAUAAAUCUCAAAGUCAAAGUUUGUCUGAAGAUGUGGGGAAGGCUUUGAUCAUCGAAAAAACUAUUACGACUGUCACGACCACUCGCACAGGAACUGAAGUUCUUCCACCGACGGUUAAAUCUGAAAAAUCUGUUGAAAUAUUGGAAAAUGUUCCUCUACCGAUCAGUACCGGAUCCAAAACACAAGAAAUUAUUUCUCUGUGUCCGGAUAUUGUGGAAGCCAAUUUCACAACAACUUACGCGGUAACAAAUAAUCCGGUAUCUGUUCCCAAAGUUGAAGUGAGCCAACCAAUAGCUCAAUCAGAUGAGAAAGAAGAUGCAAAUGUUGACAAUAAAGAAAAAUCAAUUGGUAGUAUUCUUUUGAAUACUGUAAGCUUGAAUGCUGGCGAUGAUGACGCUCCGUUAUUUGGAAGUGUACAAAAUAGAAAAAGUAUUCGCUCAAAGGCAGACAGUACGUCAUCUUAUGAGUCCAGUCAUCAGCAUGAUGUAAUUAAACCUACUUCUGAAGAAAUACAAAAAGUUGAACGUGAAAUGAAAGAACAAAAGGUUGUACGUGAUGAAAAAUUAAAAACUGGUGAUGAUGACCAAUUAAAAUGCAUCGCAGAUGAUUUCAAGCAUCCUUAUUGGGCCGAUUAUGAUUCUUAUCGUGACGCCGAAAAGAAUUUAUAUCAGAAUUUCAAAGUCGUACGUGUUAUGGAACCUCAGACGCUGAGCUCAUCGAUGCCGAAAUCGAGUAGUUUAGAGAGAAUUGCACAGGAAGCAUUUAUGGAUCCUGCAAGGACAGACGCAGCAAAACAAUCAAAACAAGCGAAAAAUGUUAAAGGAAUUAAAGUUGAAAGUAAAUCACAAGUCACGGAAUUAAGUCAUUUGGAAACUCAAUCAGCGGAAAGUGAAGCCGUGAAAGUUAAAGAAGAGAAAUCUCAGGUUAAGAAAGAAAAUGAAGGAAAAGCUGAAGAAAUUAAAGAUUCAAAUAAAACUUUAGAAGCGACUAAUGUUAUUACUGAUGUGAAAAAGGAAACUGUAAAAGAAGAACCAAAGAUUCAUUUGGUCGCUGAUGAUUCAUGGAUGGAUAUUUUAGAUGAGCCAAUGGUGAUUGAUGAUGAUUUUGAUGAUGAAAUACCUGAUAGCAAAAUUGUUAAAAAAUCUUCUGAUAAAAUACAAGAAUCGGUGAAAAUUAGUAGCCAAGUAACUGAAGUAAUAGAAAAAUCUGUUGAGUUUUCUGAAAGUAAAGAAACUCAACCAUCAACACCAACAUUUACUGAAUCGUCUCGUAAAAAGUCAAAGAAACAGAAGAAAAAAGACAAUGCGCCGAAGCAGAAAGAAAGUGAAACUGAAAAAAUAUCUGGUAAAAAAGACGAAAUUGUGGAAAGAGAAAAUCUGCAUUCGUUGGAAAAUUCUUUUGCUAAAGUUGCCGCAAAGUCUUCAACUCCGUCAUCUGAAACUGCUGAAGAAAUCAACAAGCCUGAAGGUAUAGUCAAACCUGAAGCAAUCAAACAAAAAUUGAUCGGAAAAUCAGUUGGUGAGACUAAAGAAACUUCUCAGGCGAAUAAAAAAUCGAAAGAUAAAGUCAAAGAAUCAGAUGAUAAAAAUAAUUCGAACGCUAAGAAAAAUAUUAGUGCGAUUGAAAAAUCUGCUGAUGUUACUGAGUCCGACUCUUGGGCUGCAAUCGCUGCUAAGAAUGUUGAGGUCCCCGAGACUGUAAAACCUGCUGCAGUAAAGAGUCCGGAAAAAAUAGAACAGCCGAAAUCUCAAGUACAAAUAGUCGUUGAGGAAGUAAUUGCUCCGGAACCCAUUGAAAAUUUGGUCCAAGUUGAUGAUCAAGGAUUCAUGGAGUAUGUAAACCGAAAGGAAUUACGUUCGAGACGAUCUAGGUCUAGGUCCAGGUCGAGAAGUCAGAGACGUGAUGAUAAUGCUCAGGUAGUAGAAGGAUCAUCUGAUGUUGGUAGAAAACUCGCUGAAGGAACUCAAGAACGAACUUCUUUGAUUGAUACUGCGAUGAGUGGUGAAAAAUCAACUGAAAUUGGUAAAGAAGAAAGUAAAAGUAAAGCCGAAGUUGUUCAAAGCGAGCAGACUUCUAAAGGAAAAUCGAAACAGAAGAAAAAGCAAAAGGAAAAAGAAUUGAAGGCAGAGAUUGUUAAAGUUCAGGUUGAUGGAGAUAAAAAGACCGAUGAGAAAUCUGAGGUACAGAAAGUUGAAGAUAAAAAACCUGAGCCACAAGACAAAAAAGGAGAUAAACAAUCUAAGAAAUCUAAAGAUCAAGCGAAAAAAAUGAAAGAAAAGCCUGAGGUUAAAAAAUCAGAAGAGAAAAAAGUUGAAGUAAAAACUCAAGUUUCCGAAACUAAAAAACUUGAAGAGCUCGAAAAAUGUAAAGAUGAAGAACACGCUGGUGAAUCUGAAGAAAAAGUUAAAGUAGAUGUGACUGAAGCUGAGAAACCUGAAAAGUUAGAGCCUAAGGAUCAACUGAAAAAACCAGAGGAAAAAGCACCGAAAGAACAGCCAAAGAAAGCUGAAGUUAAAAAACCUGAAGCACAAACUAAAAAAUCUGGAAAGAAAGAAGCUAAAAAAGCUGAAGAGAAAAAAAUAGAGGAAUCAAUAAAAUCUGAAGAACAAAAACCUAAGGCGAAAGUUAACAAAUCAGCAGACAAGAAACCUGAGCAACUAAAAAAAUCCGAAGAACAAGUUCAAAAAUCUGAAGAUAAACCUGAAGCUCAAUCUAAGAAAUCUGAAGUUAAAAAACCAGAAUCACCCGAAAAAUCUGAAGAAAAACCUAAAGUCGAUGUUAAGAAACCCGAAGAUAAAAAAGAAGCAGUUGCUGAAACUGUAACUCCUCAAGAGAAAAUCGAAGACAACAAAAAAGUAGCUGAGGUUGCAGUAUCUACGAUUACGAAAGAAAAAUCAAAAGAUAAAAAGAAGAACAAAAAGACAGAAAAAACUCCAGCAGAAGUUCCGAAAAAAUCAGAUGAAAAAGUUAAAGAACCUGAAAUUAAUAAGAAAAUAGAAGAGCUUCUACCUCAACCACCUAAAUCAGAGGUCAAAAAACCUGACCUGCCAGAUCUAGCCCAAGAUCAAUCAUUGGCAUCAGAAGACAGCAAAGAUUCCGGGUUUUUCGUAAUAACCAGCGAAUCUCAAGUUCUAACCGAAUCUUGCCACGAAAGUUCUCUUCCUCGAGACAUGGUUGUAGUUCCACCAAUGGAAUCAGCUAAUUUACCAAUAACAGCGGAAGCUGAAACUCGUCCACUAUCUCGUUCACCAUUACCCAAAACAAAAGCAACUUCAAACCUCCUUUCGAAAAAUUCAUCAUCCACUUCUUCUAUAGAACACUCGUCCAUAGAAAUAUGUGAAACUCCCUCAUCAAAAGUACAGUUUUACAUCGAAGAAGACGAUGACAUAGUAGUAAUCAGCCACGCAACAGACGAAGAGACUUGUCCGUCAGCACAGCCUCAAUCUGAGCCCCAUCAUGCAGCUCCAUCUCCAGCAGAAACAUAUAAAUUUAUCAGCUACGACAGUUUCUGGCUUGACAAACGAGCUUACCACGACGCAGAGCGCGAUUUCUUCGCAGAAAGGUCUUCAAAGCUCAAACAAAAGGUCUCGACAAUUAAAAAUUAUUAUGACCCUCGCGAUGACAAUGAUAAAAAUGAUAAUGAUAAAAACGGUAAAGGGCCUAAAGGUCCAUCCUUUGAUGCACACAGCGGUUCAUCAACACCCAAAACAGAACGUCUUAUCGCGGAUUUGCCCGGGGGAAUAUGUAGCUGGAAUGAUUACAGCACAUACUUGUCUCUCGGACAAGAUAAAUCGCGAGUGGAUCCGCGAGAUCAUGUACCUCAGACUCAAACGAGUGAGAAGUUACCGGUUACCCCAAAUUACAAUCCCUCAGUCUAUUCAAAACUCAUUUCUUUACCUUCUCUUGCUUCUUCUUCUUCUUCUUCAACUUCUAUUCAUUCAAUCUCUGACCUAUCAUCCUCGCAAGUCUCUCCUCCAUCCAUACAGCAUUUAGGUACAGAUAAAAGGGGUUCAAAUAAUCAGCUAAGCAGUACUAAUGAUCAGGAUUUACCUGAAACGUCUAUUGCUGUCAAUAAUGAUCCAGUUAACGGGUACAAGGAGAGCUUGGAAAGUAACUUAGAGAACUUGGAAGCGAUUGUCAGUCGGCUUGAAGAGUCACUCAACGAUUUACCGCGUGAUAGUUUGGAGAACAUGCUAUCAGCACUUGCAGUAAUACUUGGAGAUUUACGUAAACACGAUCAACGAUGUAAUGACAUACAAAAACAACUUGGAAAAAUAGAAGCUGUCGAGGGAGAAAAACUUAUUACACCUUUGGAAAAAAUUCGCGGACGAAUAGCAGCGCUCACUGAUCAAGUAGAGCAAGGAAUCGCGGCCCUGGGUAAAGCUCGUGAAGUAAAACAUCAAAGGGAACAACAAGUGUUGCUUUACAAAAAUUUCCUUGAAGAAACGGACACGUGGCUGAGAAAUUUGGUCUUGAUGAUCAGUCAGCAGCAAUCAAUUGAUUCUUACAAAACACUUUUGGACGAACUGGAAGCUCGGAACCAACGAAUGAAUGAACUGGAGACAUUGACAGAAGUUAGUGAACUGGCCCGGUCACUCAAAGCAGCCUUGCUGGAGACUCAUGCACGUCUGAAGCAGAAGCAGCAGGAAAUUGAAGAAGAAGAGUCUGCACAAGCGUCCGAAGAGAUGGCUGAUCAUGAUGACAUAACACUUGACCAAGCGCCCUCGAUACAUUCAGCAGAUGAGGGCACAAUGUCAUGGGCAGACGUGUCCUUACAAACUGGACAAAGUUUAAUGAUAGAUAAUGAAAAUAAACCGAUACAAUUAACUAAACAAACAUCAACAUCACAAAUUACAGAGUUUGAUGUAGAGCCUCUUGAAAUGCAAUCGAUUCCUGUUCAGGUAUCAAUAGACGAGGGGGUUAAAUCGACACAAGAGUCUAUAAAAAUAUACAAAACAGCAGACGAUACUCAUGAAGUUAUUGAAAUAGCUACGAAAAAUAUUCCCAGUUCACAUUCUACCUCACAAUUUAUUCCCCAAGACCAUUCUGCUGAUGACAUUGUCGUUGAUAUGAAGUACCAGGACGCGAAAGCAGAGCAAAGCGCGACUUCAGAGUUAAGUAUUCAGCACGCGGCACCUCAGACAUUUGAAACUGUUCUCACGGAACCGGAUGACGUCACCACUGAAGUUGUUGUUGAUGCUGACGGAACCAAGAGAAUUAUUGUAAGGAAGUUACGAAGGACUUUGGUGACAAGUCAGUCGACGCAACAGCACAUCACCUCGAUGUCAAGUGUGUCUGGAGAUGUCCCAAGUGUCCAAGCGUUUUCGGAAGCUACUAUGCGGAGCCAACAAGUCACUGUCACUCGCACGCGACCUGACGGUAGUGUUGAAAUGGCAGCCAAGCAAACAUACGGCGGUAAAAUAACUACCGGAGGUGCUCCGGGAGAAGUCGUGAGUGUUGAACAGUUUGAAACUACACCUCAGUUUACACACAGAAUUAUCCAAGGAGAGCUCGAGGAUAUCCAGCCAGAAUCCUUGGGAAUCGCUCAAGAUGGGUCCAAUGUUACUAUUGAGGAAGGCGCGUAUCAAACCAAGACCUCGACGGUUCACGCGAUGGUCCAGCAAGUUACUAGGAGAGUUAUACGAAAGACCAGAAGAACUAUUCGUAAAGUUACUAUUAUUGAUGGUAAGGAAACGAUGUCUGAAGAAGUUGUUGAAGAGCCUGAAGAAGUAGAGAUUGAUGAACAAGAUAUUCCGCAUAUAAGUAUCAAUGUCGUGAAACAAGAAGAACAGAAAUCCUUUUCAAAAGAUAACAAAAGUGUGAUACAGGUUUCGAAAGCUACGGAAAUUGAUAGCGACACUCAGGGACCAUUCUUCGGACCCAAAGCUCGUGAAUUAACGCCUGAUAGUAUCGAAAUUAUGGAAGAUAGGCCUAAAAUUGAAGAAAUUAUUGAAACAGAUGAAGAAAAAGUUGUUUUAGACUCAGCAAUAAUUGUGGAUAGUCCUGAAAAACUGGAACAAAUGAAGGUAAAUGAAAUAACGUCAAUAAAAUUAAGUCAAAAUUUCAUUGACGCUGAAAAACGUGAAAUUUUUCAGUCGAACUUUGAAAUACCUGCUGCUGAUGGUGAUGAUAAUGAAGAUAAAAGAUCCGAGGUAGCAGAGUUACCGAUUACUGAUGCGCCAGUAGAUGGUGAACCAGUAACGAACGAGAAUGCCUGUAAGUCUGUUGAUGUACUACCAGCAAUAAUGAAAGAAAGCUUUAAUAUGAAAUUAGAUGCAGGCACGGUAGAAGUAGUACAGCACGCAGACGAUAGCAGCACUGUAGAACCAACUGGUAAAAUGAGUAUUAUUACAUUAGAGUCACGACAACAACAACAACAACAACAAUCAUCAGUACCAUCUGCCGAUCAAACGCCACCCGAGUUAGGGGAAUCACCAGCAGAACUGUUGACACCACGGCCAUCUGACGAUUCAUCAAGACGGUCGAGGAAGUCGGAGGAUAAGAUUGAUGGAGCUGUUUUAAAAGAUUCUAAGGCGGUUAUUGACAAGGUUGAAAUUUCGUUGCUGAUCAAUGAGAGCCAGGAUGAGGCUGGCGCUUUUGUUGCCGUUAAAACAACAGCCGAGCGACCUGAUGAUGUUUACAGAGUUAUUGAAGAAAACGUCGACAUCAGAUUGCCGACCCAAGUUGAAACUGUUGAAAUAAUUCCGGAUAAAAUAAUUCAAACUAGUGGUUUAGAAUCUUUUGAACGGGAGGUGAGUCAAGUCCCAGAGAACGAACCGACGGAAAAAAGCGACGCUGAGACGACAUCUAGUCGCAAGAGCAGAAAAAAGAAGAGACGCAAAGAUGAAGAUACUGGUGGUAAAUCUGUCAGUGAAGAAUCUGGCAGUUCUAUUGCUACGACGAUCGCCGAGUCUGUGGAUUUAAAUCUUCCGAUGUCGGAAUCGCCAAAACAAAUUAGCGAACAACCGCAGCCUGAUGUUUUAGAAAUAACUGAGACUUCAUUGACACUCUCGAGUCCACGGGAAACAUCCGCAGGUUACGAGCCUGAGGGUGGUACCACAGUAGAAGAAGGUUCUAUUGCACUGGAUAGAGAUGAGUUGACCAAAAAGAAAAAGAAGAAGAAGAAGAAACAAAAAAUUAAUUUCGAAGAUGAUAAAAGUGAAGAGAGAGAUACUAGAGCUAGUGGAAUUGAAGUUAGUGAACCAGUUCAAGGAGAUAUUAAAGAGUUUGGAGAGAAAAAGUUUAUAGAAAUCGAUACUCAGACAGUUUAUGAAACACGCGAUGUAUCUGCUAGUCCCGCUGAACUUCAAUCGCUUAGAGAUAGUUCAUUACAGACUUCUCCUGAGCUACAACCACAACUACAACCACAAUUACAACCACAGUUACAAUUACAGACCAAUGUUAGUGUUGGUUUAAUUGAACAAGAAAUACAAACAGAACACGAAACAAUUAAUACUGAAAUUCAAACAUCGCCUACUCAAGUUCUCGAUACUGAAAUUCAGACAUCAGAAAUUAAGUCACCAGAAAAAGAACAUUUGUCUGUACAAACUGAGACACCAGAAGUAUCAAAAGAAGAAGAAGGUGUACAGACAAGUCCUAUUGAAUCUGAAAAAAUGGUUGUAACAUCAGCAGCUCCAGAUGAAGUUAAAGUCAAAGAAACUGAAGAGAUUGAUGUGCAGACGGUAAAAGUUGAGACUUCAGAAGUACAAACUUCACCUAUUGAAUCUGCGAUCACCACGGAAAUUGAUACGCAAACGGAUCAAGUUGAAGUACAGGCAGAAAAAGUAGACACAGAAAUCCCGAGGGUGGCCGAAACUCAAGAUGUUGAGCAACAAACUUCGCCGUCACAAUUGCAAGAAGUUAUUUUAGAAGAAAUGGCAGUACAAACUUCGCCAGAAGUGAGAGAAAUUGAAGCUGUUGAGAUUGAUGUUCAAACUAGCAAACCAGCGAGUCCAGUGGAGCGUGUGCCAGUCGCGACGGGUGACUUCGAAGUGCAGACAAACUUGAUCGAACAAGUAACAGUCGCUGCUAUGGAAACGCAAACUACGCCACAAGAAACCCCGCGUGUUGAAAUCGAAGUGCAGACUACUCCCGAGUUUACUGUCGAGUCAGUCGCACAAACAAGUCCCGAACCUGAACACGAACAUAAACAUGAAGAGGAAACUAGUUUAGAAGAUAAAAUAACUGUCGAAGAAGAAUCACAGACGAUAACUCCGGAUAAAAUAGAAACUUCAGAUACUUUUGUGCAGAUUCAGACUCAAGAAUUGAUUCCGACUGCAGAAGAAGGCAUUCAAAGUAUUCCGGAUGCUGCGGAAAUAAGUCUUCAGACUUUGGAAGCUGCUGGACAAGACACAGAACCUGUUUUAGUAGUUUCUGUCGCACAGCAAACUUCGGUGUCUUCUACAGAAGUUGCGACCAUGCCUGAGACUCAUGUGCCUGUCACUCAAGAAACCGCGACAUCGCCGAUACAAGAAUUAAUAAAAGAAGUAGAAAGACCUGGUCCAUUGGUUGUUGAAGAAAAAAUCACCAAAGCUAGUCCGGGUACGGAUAAGUCUAUGCAGCUGGUGGAAAAUAAAGAAAUGAUUGAAGAAGCGAAAGUAGAAAGAGAGAGAAUUGAAACUCCUGAUAAAGAAUUGACGUCUGAUGGAUCGUCAUUCGAAAUUCAUGUCCAGGCGACUAUUGAUUUAUCUGACAAUACUAUUACGGAACCAACAAUUCAAGAAAGUGAAUCAACUGACAUUACUCACGAUACCACGAUUUCAGAAGACUUUAGCGAGCUCACUGACCCCACAAUCGAUAAAGCUCGUAAACGGCCUAAGAAAAAAAAUAAAAGAAAAGCAGUUAAACCUACUGAUGAAAUUAGUUCGACAAAUGAAAAAGACAUUCAACGAUUUGAAUCAAUCGUUAGUCAAUCAGGAGGAUCAAAAGACGCGGUAAUAAAAUUAUCGUACUCAGAUGUUGCUAGAAAAGGUUCAAAAGAACGUGAAAUCGGAAUUGAUGAUCAAAAUAAUGUGACAGUUGGUAAAAUUUACACAGAUUUAGACAUUAAAAAAGUGGACCAUCAGCAGAGACGAGAUUCUGAUGCUCAGGAAAUAAAAUUAAAAGCCACUUUGGAGGGAGCGCAAUCACGCGAGUCUUUUAAAGUUAAAGAGACACUUGUGGGUACUAGUUCAAAAGGAGAUGAGUUCGCGGUCUCAAUGCAAGUUCAGAAGAGCAUCGCACGGCGUAGAGAUCGCCCGAGUAUUAAAAUAGAGACUCCAGAGCCAAUGGAUACCGACGAAGAAGUUCUUUCACCAAUGGAAUCUGUUCUUGCCGCGAAAAAUAAACUCCCUGAAGUUAAAUCUUAUGCAGAAGCAAUUGCUGAGCCGGGUUUCGGUGCUCCAAGCCCCAGAAGUCCUUCCACGUCACGCAGAUCUCAAAGUGAGCAAUUUAUUGCUGCCGAAAGACAUGAUCAGCGUCCCCAAGUUCUUAAGCGCACGCAGACAGCUAAAAUAGUAAUUGAUCGUCUUAAAAAUCUACAGAAUGUCAACGAAACUUGCUACCUGUCAAAUAUUUUACAUAUCGCGAGUCUAGAGGACUUUUCAAAGCCCAUGAAUGUUGAAGAACGUGUUUUGAAUAUACAGAAAAAUUUAUCACACUUAAAGAAUGCCGUUGAAGAGCAGAAUAUUGUUAUCGUUGAUGAAACUUUGAUCACGAUUGUAGAAAUGAUUUCCACGUGGCUGGAGACUAUUGAGUACCGAGUUUUCGUGAGCAGAGAACCAACUCGAGGACCUUCCCACGAAGAUACUCGGGUGUAUGUCGAGUUGAAGGAUGAAGUUAAUCAUGUGGAAGAUAAUAUUAAAGAGUUAAGAAGAACUUGGAAGCAAGUGGAGUCUGCUUAUCCCACUGAAGACCGUGAGAAGGUCAAUGAGUGCAUGGAUUCAUUGGUUGAUCAGGUCAAAGCUAUUGGAGAUGUUACCAGGGAUGAGGAGAGACAUGUCACUGCUGAGCUUUCCAAGUGGGAUGAAUUUUUGAAGGGAGUUGAAAAUAUAUACAGGUUGGUCCAAGAACAAUUAAGCCAACUGAGCAUGAUAAUAGAAAGCGAGGAAUCAACAGUGAGGAAGUUAGAAGAAUUGGAUAAACUAGAGAAUACAAAUCGUUCUCAUAUGUGUAAUACAAAUAAACUUAUAGCAGCUGUCAGAGAUUUAUUGAAAAGUUAUCCCGGUAGGUCGGUACCAGAUGAGACUUAUCAAGCUCAUGAAUUAACGCUGACUAUCGAGCACAAUAUUAAUGUGGAACGUGAACGUUUGCUUCAACUGAUGUCUCUAGCAGAAGAAUAUGAACAAACAUUGCAGGAAUUCGCCCAGAUAACGGACAUUGCUGAAGAUCUUUUAGCGAGUCCGAUAUCUGUGAUAAGUCUCGAGCAUCUUCAGGAAGAAAUGCAGAAGCACCGGAAGUUCUUUGUUAAUUUGAACCACUGCCGAGCGAUUCUCGAGUCACUGGAAAAUAAUUUGGACAGUGAAACCCGUACAAAACACGCGGAAUUUCAUGAAGAAUUGCACAGUCGCGCGGGUUCUCUGCUGGAUCAAGCGGCGUCGCGAGCGCAGCAGAUGUCAUUGGCUGCUUCGAGGUGGAUGCUGCUUGAGCAGGGAUUCAAAGAAGAACGCGGAUGGCUUCAGAUCGCCCAUCAACGAAUUCCUGAUUUACAAACGGUCACUUCAUCGGAUUACGAUCAAUAUAUUUCGUUAUAUCAAUCGUUGUCUUCGGACAUUGCAAUGCAUCAAGCGCGGCUGGUCCAAUUGUUUGAUCUGGUUCACAGUCUUCAGGAACUCCUGGACAUUGAGGACCUUGAGGAACGUUAUCGUGAAUCACUGGAUGUUAUUAGUCAGCUUCAGGAGAAUGUAGACUCGUCACUGAGAUGUUUAUUAACAUUCCGCGAUAGCUGGGGAACUCACGAAGUGCUGACUAACCGGCUCGAAAACUGGAUGGCGACAGCGGAAAGAGAACUCGAUGCUCUGAAUAAUAAUUGGGACGGCCAUAUGCGUCAAUUCUGGGAAAUAAAAGCACAAUAUGAAGUCCAUAAUAACUUGAGAAAUGAAGCGACCAAUUGCUUCGAACAAGGAUUGCGCGUGAUCCCACUAUCAGACGAGAUGAUACAGCGUCAAUUCCACGGAGAAUUCCAAGACCGGUGGCACCGAGUGUCGACAAAAAUAAAAACAAUCCAAAAAGCUGUCGCCGAUACAAUUUCCUCGGAAGACACGCCAAUAAACGAGAAACUAAGACUCCUAGAACGGGAACUAAGCGAAUUGCGCACAACAGUUGAAGGAUUCCACGGCGUACUAAAAACUGAGGACGAGCUAGUGCUCUACGUGGGUCGUCUCUCAGUGCUCUUUGAACGCGUCUGCAUAAUCCAAGACGAGCUAGUAAAACUAGGAAUGCUUCCUGCCGCAGAAAGCGAGCAGGUGAACGUUCUGCUGUCCUUCGCCGGGCGCAUGGAAAGUCAAGUACGAGAAGAAUUAGAUGCCGCGCAACUGGUACAAGAACGUCUGCAAGCUCUCCAACGCGGUUUGACUCGCGUCCGCAAAGCCCACGCCCGACAAUCAUUGAUUCUAGACCAAUGCGAAGCUUGCGAGAAGCACGGCAGCGACGUCGUCGAAGGUGGUGUCAAACGAUGCUCCCAAGUCGCCGACGAGUUGGCGAUUCUAUGGAAAGACCUGAUGGGCCUCAGACAAUUAUUGCACACAGUCCCCGGCGGCAUGAGAGUCUCCGUCUCCCCAGUCAGCAUCGAACGAGAUAUUUCCACCCUCCAGGACACCAACACUGACCUGGAGUCGCGUUGCACACGUCUGCUGUCACUUCUAAAGAGCAGACUGAGUCUCUGGAGACGUUUUGAACGUCAGUUAGAAAUGGUUCAACAAUCAGUACAAGAAGCUGACCACAUGAUGAAGAUCCUCGCUAUCCAGGGGUCAGUCGACUACGAGCGACUUCUCAAGGCUACCGAACAUCUCGAAGGAUUAAAUGGUGAUUUGGGAACACGUGAGGCCUGGAUAGGCGAAUUACGCAAAGCAGCGGAGCCUCUUCUAGAAGUCUGCACCGAAGAAGUAAGCGAGCGCGUUAACGCGGCGGUAAAUGAAGCAGUUCAAGCUUGGGAAGACACAAGAUCGGAAUUAGAUGCUCUCUGUACAAAAUAUCAACACGCAGUAAGACUGUGGGAGCAAUACAGAGACUCAAGUGCUGCUGUAAAAGCUUGGGUAGACACCCAAAUGGGCAGCAUUACUAAUCUACCUCCCGAAGAAGCUUUGAAACAAGUCAAGGUUUGCGAAGAAACUUUAGCGGAACACAAAGAACGUCUGGCGGAAUUACGUGGUCUGGUAGCACAAAUUGCAUCAGACGUAGGACUAGACAGCAAUGGACCUCUACACUGCGAAGUCGAGGCACUGGGACGCCGGCUUGAGGAUGUCCGCGAGACGCUGUCAACACUCGCGGAUACUGCGGACGCACGUGCGCUCAAUCAAGAGCUGACACGUGGGGACUUGUGUCAAACUAAAAAUUUCUUAGAUUCUGUACAGCAGAGUCUUAUAACAGUGGGUCAAGGCGAGUCUAAAGAACAAUUGAAUCUUCUACGGAAUCAUUUGCUAGCAUUGACACGUACCGAGCCACAAUUACAGUCAAUAAAAGACCGCGCACUUGAGGUAACAACUACGGAGACUUCGGUUGUUGAUGUACUGCAGUUAUGGCAGCGAGUUUUCCGCGAAACCUUCCAACAGUAUCACAGAUUGUCUGCUAGACUAGUCAGAUCAGAAGAUGUCGCAGCAGCGUUACGCCUGUGGCAAGAAUACUUAUCACAUGUCCAAGAGUUUCUGUCCAAUGACAUGCCGGGUGACUACAAUGGGCUGUCAGAGCACAGAAACUUGUGCGAAGUCCACAAAAAUCUGCUGACUGAUCAGCAGCACCUGAUACUCUCAAUACGGGCUGAGAAGGGACGUGAUUUGUCAGUGGCUGAGCAGUUUAAUAUACUGACAAAUCUUCACAAUGAAACGUUGUCCAAGAUUAUGGACAGACAUGCAUCUGUCCGUGAUCGUUUGACUGCUUGGGACAAGUACAAGAUGGAUAUGAGCAAAUUGUUAUCAUGGCUGAAGGAUAUUGAGCGUGAGAAAAGUCGAUUGCAGUUGAGAUUCAUUCAUGUAAGAAGACUAGAUAAAAUAAUAUCUAAAAUAGAAUCGUUGCUUGAAAAACUACCGAUUGGAGAAACGCAAAUAAAUUCACUGUCUGUACAGCAGGAGUCGUUGUUAGUCGAAUGCGAAGAAGCGCUGGCUGUUUCAAUUCGCAUGGAACACGCGGCAAAUACUCAAAGAAUAACAAAUUUACGGGCUAGUUUGGAAACUUGGCGUGAUUUUGUAUUGAGGAUACGUAAAUUAAAUGAACAACAUGUUGAACAGACUGCUGUUGUUAGCAAAACCUUCCAAGAAAUAAGUAAAACAAUAAGCGCUGCGUUCCAUAAUACGUCGAGUAAUCUCCAGUAUGUUAAACAACAAUUGGAUUCGUUGAAUCAGUUGAGGGCGAAGCUUAACGACGCACCUAGUCAGUUAGAAGCCCUUGGAGUUACCACUGAGCAGCUUCGCGAGUGUCUUUCCCCUUCGGACAUGAAGAGUUUGAACCAACAUAACUCAUUGCUUUGGCAGCAACAUGGAGAUCUCGAACACCAGCUCGCAUUGUUGGUUUACAAACUUGGAGAGCGGUUGAGUUUAAGAGGCAAGUGGGACAAAAGGUUGACGCGUUUCUUUGUCUGGGUUACUGAUGCAGAGACACGGAUCAAUAGCUGUGACGCGACCACUCUAGAAGAGCCUGAAGAAGCUUUGAAACGACUGGAAGGCGAACUACAUGCUGAGAUGGCUCUCAAACAACGAGAGCUAGAGUGGCUGCAUUCAACGGGCCAGGACUUGAUUGAUGUCGCGGAUGCUGAGGAUAAAGUGCUGAUUAAAAAGUCCCUGGAUGACAUCGAUGAGAGGUGGGCGCGACUUAUGAAUGCCGGCAAAGCUAGAACAACAAAGCUGCUGGAUUUGAUGCAGACGAUGAACUUGCUGGAGAAAAGUAUCGCGGAAAUCCGCGGAUGGCUGGGUAAAGUUGAGCUCCAACUCACGGAGGCAUUUAUUAUUGAAUCGAAGGCCCAGAGUACAAUUGAUAAGAAAUUGGAGGAUCAUGAGAUGCUUCAGAAAACUAUUGAAGCCGAGAGCGGUAAAAUUGGAGAAGUACUUAAUCUUUGUGAAAUAUUAUUGAACGACUGCGAUGCUUGGAAGGCCUCAUUCAAUACUGAUCCAAUAAAAACUGGUAUGAAGGGUCUAGAGAAACGAUGGAAGUCAACGUGUGUAAGAUCCGCUGAUCGUAAACGUAAAAUAAUGAUGGCCUGGAAAUUAGUCCAGGAGUUGGAUAAAGUUAAGCAAGAGCAAGAGCAGUGGAUUGCGGAUACUGAAACGGAAUUGUUGGCAUUGGAAGGAGGCUUAGAUAAGACGAGUAAAGAAGACAGUGAGCAAAUGCUAACAAAGACCAGAAGGAUUUUAAAAGAUUUAGAUGCGCAUAAACCCGCGCUGAUGAUUCUCGAGCAAAGUUAUAGUAGGCUCGCUAAAAGUGGAUUGGAACCUGAGAACUUAAAAACACUUACGUCUGAUGUGCGGUUACUUUUAGAUCGAUGGCAAGCACUCAAACCGCGAGCCGAAUCAAUCAUUUCGGCUCUAAAACGCGAACAGAAAGCUUAUCGUGAAUUUAUAACAGCCCACGGUUCCGCGGUUGUUGGACUUACUCAGGUUGACGUUAAAUUAACUCAAGUGCAGCAUUUAGAGCAAAAAGUAUCAACGAGACGCAGACAACAGCAAAUAAUGGAGAUCGAGAAAGAAUUAGCUGUACAAAGCAGGACACUGCAACGCGCCGAUGAACUGGCGUUAAUUGUAAUGCAGGAUUGCGCGGCGACUGACGUUCCGGCUGUCCAAGAACUCGUCGAUGAGUACCAGCUGCUUUGGCAGGACAUAAAAAGCCGAGUGGCUGCACUAAAAAUUAAGUUUGAAGAAUCAAAUGAUAAAAUGGAAGUUGAUGAAGCGGUUCAAGUGGAAACUUUGAAGUUUGAGCAGGACAGCGCCGUUCAAGUGGACACGCUACCGCGAUUGACAAGAAUGACUUCAUGUGAUGCUUAUUUGAUUGAAUUGCAAUCGGCUCUGAGUGAAUGUCGCAAUGCGCUCGAGGAACUGGAGGAUGCUGUCACGCCUGAACCAGUUCCUGGACCUGGACUUGCUUCAGCAGCUAAAAAUAUCGCAAAACUAAUCGGAAGUUGUCAAUCAGCCAUUGAAUUGGCUAAGCAUCUACAUGGUCUACUGACUCAGGAUGGUAAAUUAAAUGAUGAGGUAGCAAAAACUGUCCAAGUUAAUGAGCUAGCUGGCCGUUAUGAAAGUAUACUUGUGCGUGCGCGAGCUCGCGAGCAACAAAUACGCGAAAUAAGGUCGCCUCUCGUCAACGCUUACUCUCUUCCAUGUGAACAUGAUCAAGGCAGACUGACGUGUCCGCUGUGCUCGCGACGUAACUGGGCGCAACUGGACAUAGACCUCUGGCGCCUGGAGAAAUGGUUAGAGUACGCGGAAGGUAUACAAAGUGAGCAACAUUCCCCGCCGAGUAACAUCGAGGACCUGGAAGACAUUAUUCAAGAUCACCGGGAAUUUCUCUUGGACCUCGACAGCCACAAGAGCAUCGUUAUCAGUUUGAAUAUCGUCGGCUCGCACCUCGCGGACCACACGGAAGAUAUUGAGCGCGCUCAGGAGCUACGCGACCGACUGGGAACCGCUAACUCGCGAUGGGACCGAGUCUGUUCUACCGCAAGAACUUGGCAGUCUGCUUUGCAGUCUGCGCUCAUGGGCAACCAGCAGUUUCAUCGUAUAGUCGAAGAACUACUCAGCUGGCUAGAGAGAACUGAAAACUCUAUACAAGCUAACGAGCCCAUUGACUUAGCAGACAAUGUCGAUGUCAUUAAAUCAAAGUACAAUAAAUUCAGGGAAUUGAGGAGUGAUUUAGAACGUUGUGAACCGCGAGUGGUAUCACUCGAAGAGUCAGCGCAUCAUUUAUUAGAUGAAAGUAUGGAAAUACGCGGUCGUUUGCACGAACUGAAGCUUAGAUUACAAUCGUUACGACGAUUAACAGGAAUAUAUGCUCUAAAACUCGGCGCAGCUCUUGGAUUAGACCCUAAAGAAGUUGGACUUGCUGCCACUUCAUCAUCACUUGCCUCACUCUCUAACGAUCUGCUCGACGGAGCUUCAUCGACAACCAGCCUACACGGUCAAUCAUCCAGUACUGAUGGUGACGAAAGAGAUCGAACGGUAUUAGUGCGUGGAUACCGUUUCAUAGGUCGUGUAUUAAGAGCUUCCUUACCAAUUCAAGCAUUGAUGUUAUUAUUACUCGGUGUUGCUUCUCUGGUGCCUACAGCCGAGGAUGACUACAGCUGUAUGCUCUCAAACAACAUUGCCAGGACAUUUACUCCAGUUGUUGAAUACCCCAAUGGUCCUCCACCUCUGUAAUUAAAUUAUUAAUUAUUUAUAAUAUAAUUAAUGAUUUAUUAUUUAAAAUUUAAAAUUUUAAAUUAAAUCGUCGCCUUAAUAAAAUUCCUAUAAAAUUUAAAUUUAAAUUUAAAUAUAAUAAAUAUUAAGUGCGGGAUAAAUAUUUUGUACAUAAUUAUAUAGAAUUAAUUGUUUACUUUAUAAAACUCCUUAUUAUCAAGGAGACCAGACUCAAAACUUAUGUAUUUAAUUUAUUACUUAAAUGUAUAUUUGUGAUUGUUCAGAUUUUAUUUCAAUUAUCAAUGAUUUAUUAAAAAGUAAACAAUCAAAAAAAAAAUAUAUGUUAUUUUAUGUUUUUAUUAAUAUAUCGAUGGUGCUAUUAUACGAAAAAUUACUGCAUAA
This is a messenger RNA of Microplitis mediator, 46442 nucleotides long. It is a transcript of the gene Msp300, whose product is annotated as muscle-specific protein 300 kDa. Gene Ontology annotation, biological process: nuclear migration. The transcript is spliced from 37 exons. The record is from RefSeq and is a predicted model, not a curated record. Gene Ontology annotation, molecular function: actin filament binding. Gene Ontology annotation, cellular component: nuclear outer membrane; meiotic nuclear membrane microtubule tethering complex; cytoplasm. Lineage: Eukaryota; Metazoa; Arthropoda; Insecta; Hymenoptera; Braconidae. The coding region runs from base 66 to 46061 and encodes 15331 amino acids.